Podarcis lilfordi (Lilford's wall lizard) is the source of this 86174-nucleotide messenger RNA. NCBI's taxonomy places the organism in Eukaryota, Metazoa, Chordata, Lepidosauria, Squamata, Lacertidae. The record is from the annotation of a GenBank genome assembly.
AUGUCCCCAGAUAUUGAUGAGAGAAUGAGCAGAUGCAGCAACACUGAGAUUGAAUUUUGUCCUACAAGGAAGAAUACCAUCCCAAAAGUCAGCUGCACGGAGAAUGAAAAAAUGAAGGCAAGGUCAUUCUGGCUGGCAAAAGGGCGAAGAGCCAGUUAGAUGCAGCAACCAGCUCCAUCCCAGGAAGAAAUCCAGUAAUGGAAGAUCAGUGCAAAGACCUGUUAAAAUCUCUCAUGCAGACAUUAACAAACAGAUCUUAGUGCUUUCCUUCAACUUGCUUUUCUUUGCACAUGUUGCCUUGUACAUUACUUUUUUUAAAGUCUGAGGGCAGGGUCUGCAGCUUAUUUCCAUUCUACGUUCAGCACCUGCCAGCAGAAUUGUUGCUUUCAGAGUCAACUAAGAAACAUCAUUGGUCUAGAAUGCAAGAUAAAAAUAUAAUCUUAUAACAGGGAGAGAGAUUCUGUUUUUCACACACACACAACACUACUUUUGUGAAUACCCCAAAGGUGCCCCUUUCACCAAAUACAUUCCAUACAACAAUCCUAGAAGAAAGCAAUGAAUAAGCUUUUACAUUUCAUAAGUCUGCCCUGCGAGAAUGAAGAAAUAUCUGUAAUAAAUGUGUUGACUUGCGGACUCUGAGCUACAAAAAGUGGAAGCCAACACAUAACCUGGUCCCAUGAAAACGUUCUCCUCAAGAGUAUUUUGGUAGUGCAAUCCCUUCAAGUGUAUAAUACCAACAGCGAAACUUUGGUGCUUGUUUGAGCAGCAAGACCUUAACCGCCAGAUUAUUGAUUUAUUACGUUUCUACCCCUUUUUUCUGCCAAGGAGCCCAGAGCAUGCAAUGCCCAUUGAUCCUUACAACCACCCUUACGAGGUAGGCGAGACUGAGAGACGAUGACUGGCCCAGGAUCACCCAGCAGACUUCAAGCCUGGGAGGGGGAUUUAAACCAAGAUUUCCCUGGUCACAGUCCAACAACGACACCUCAGUGACUCCUAGUGACUAACCUACAGAUUAGGGCAAGGCUUUCCUUUUGAGAAGUACUCUGAGCAUGUACGGAGCGCGCUCCAAAGCAACCACAAGCAGUAGGGCUCGGGGUCAGAUCCUCCACCCCCUAUGCUCUGGUGCUUUCCUUUCGGAAAGAAAAGAAGCAGCUAUAUUAUAGCUAUAGGCGCGAGAAGCAGCAGCAGCAGCAGCAGCAGGCGGCGACGGUACUUUAGAUAGACCUCGCCGCCCCUCCCAGCCUGCUCUACUACUACAGCCACCAUCCCGGGAAGGAGCGGCGCUGAAGGAAAACGAGGGCGCGGGCGAAGCCGACGAGUCCUUCUUCUCCCGCUUCCAGCGCCCCGCUUUGCCCGAGGAGACCGAGCGCUUUCCGCUGCCGUUUGUCUCCCGUCUCUUCCCGUUUGGCGCCGCGACAGCCCGCAUCUCUCAUAAUCCCCCCCCGGCGGAGACUCGACAAAGCACCGCCGAGCCAACCAGGCCUCUCUGACGCCCUCCUUGCUCUCCCUCAGAGGGCGCCUUCGCAGCGGCCGGGCGCCAAGAGGGGCAGAGGCAGGUAAAUGGGGGCGGGCGAGCGCGCGGGAGUUUCUGUCAGGCACUGCCGGGCUGAGGAAGAGGAGGAGGCCUAGUCGCUGUGGUCGAGGAGACAAGCAGGCAGGCGCCUCCUCCUCCUCUUCCAGCCUUCGCGUGAGGGCAGAGGGAGAAGGGGGUGUCGCACGAAGGCUGCCUCUCUCUUGUGGGUGUAGAAUAAAGGGGCGCCUCGUCUGAAGGGGGCACAGCAGCCAGGACGGUUCCGCGAGGGAAGCCGCAUGGAAAGGAAUGGCAGCGGCAUCGCCCUUCCCCACACGACCCCCUGUCAAACAGUAGGGGCGGCGGCAGCAGGAGGAGUAAAAAAUACAGUAUGUGUGUGGAGAGAGAGAGAUGAGAGAAGCUUUUCCCCACCUGUUUCGUAGGAAAGGUGGAGGGAGGAACCAUGCUCCCUUUUCUACAUGUAUUUCAUCUGAAGCGCCUUUUUGAUUUCGAGGGAGUUAACUUGAAAGCACAUUUAGAAUCGCAGCCUUUUUUUCUGGAUUACGUUUCAGUCAUUUGUAAGCGAAAAGUGCCUUUUCUUGAAGGUCCAGCAGUUGGGCAGGAAAGCAUGCUGCUUCUUUUAAGGAGCGGGGGCACUACUUAAACUGCUAAAUUCCACAGGGAUUUAUGAUGCUUAUUAUUCUUAAUUUCCAUUUAUAGACUGCUUACAACAUGAAGAUUGCAAGGCAGUACAAUAAAUAAGAAAAUACAUAAAGAAUAUGCAUUUACAUAAAUACCAUAGCAAUAUAAAUCAAGUCAGGAGAGCAUUACCAGGCAGUAUAAUGUAAGAUUUCAAUUACCAUAACAAACAUUAUUCAUACAACCACUCACCUAAUCUCACACAUCAUCUAUUCUAUAGAACCAGUACAAUCAUUCACUACCUAAAGUAUUAUCUCUGUCAUCGAACCAUUCAUAAAUAAACCACUAAUGCUCAAUAAUAUUACAACCCACACACAGGAGAUCCCUGCCAAGUACACACAUGUAAGAUACUCUCCCCAUUUCUGAAGCACUGUUGGUGGAGAAUUCCUACAGCUCAAUUCUAAAAGGUCCACUAAGGCUGUAUCCUAUACCCACUUUCUUGGGGGAAGGAAACACUGAACACAGUGGGAUUUCCCUUUGAGCAGACGUCUAUAGUAUUGUGCUCUGUGUGUGUGCUAUGUAGUUUUAUGUUAGAUUUAUGUACCACCUUUCAGUAGGCAUGUUCAUGGCACUAGCAAAAUUACAUCUGAGCAAUAAGAUUUUUCAUGAUGGAAACAAAUACAAUGUCUGCUGCUUAAAUACACAGUUAGGCGUACUUCAAGAUAUUCAAGUUUUCUGUAAGCAUUAGCAUUUUUCAUUGUAUCCAAACAUAGAAGAGCUAAGCAUACUCUCCUCAAGCAGGACAUGAGUAAACUUGACUAAUAAAAGAAUUUCAUGAACUUUUUUUAAAGGAGCAAUGCACCACAAACUCUGGAGCAAAUGAGAGGACACAUUAAAUACAUGUAUGCAUUUAGCAUGAUUUGUUUUUACUUUACAAAUAACAAUUGUUGGAGAAGAGUGGAGGUCAGGAUCGGGACCACAACACUCAGGAGGGAUAGUCCUUUCCCACUGUGCAAUUGAUUCUGAUGAAAAUCUCUCACACACACUGUUCCCAAGCUGCUAUUGACACCAAAUAAAAAGCAAAUAUAUCAAAUGCACAUUCACAUUUACCAUACCAUCUCAUUUUGUCCUUGAAAGCUAAGCAUCUUUUAGUGGCAGUUGAAUUCCAUAAUUUGUUUCUAGAUUAAAUCCUUGUGGAUUAUGGGCCUCACCGGUUGGAGGAGUAUGGUAUGGUUGGUAUGGUAUGGGUAUGGGAGUUUACAGAGUCUACCAGAGGUUAACUAGAGGCCUGACUCUUACUGACUGUGCCAGGUGUUUAGCCUUGAAACACUGAAAAAUGAUGAUAUUUCAUUAUGUAACGUUUUGUUUUUGUCAAUCAUAGUUGACAAAUUUGACAAUGGGGACUAGAAAUCUAACUAGUCAUGGUUUAAUAUAGUUUAAUACUUCAGGAAAAACCUUGACUCAAAGCAACAGUCAGAGGGAGAACAUGUUGCUGCAGAGCAAAGCCACAAUUGUUCUAAAGCAACAUAUUUCACCUGUCAGAAAUACAUUCCUGUAAGCAGUCCUAUGGGACUGCUUAUGUGAAUGAAGAACUGAAGUUUCCUUUUAGCUUUGCAAUCAGGUAAAGAUUUUACACUGAGUUACCUCUUCAGGUAUUGAAAACUUGAACAUGGUGAUGAUGCCGGGGAUGUGGUUAUGGGGCAUGAUGGAAAUUCAGCUGCACCCUGCAUCUGUUCAAGGAAUCUGCAUAGAUAGCAGAAGUAUUUGUUCAAAUUAUUUGGACCUUUGCAAAAAAACAAAACAAAAACAACCAAGAAUAUGACUGUCAUUAAUAUGACUGUUCUGUUAAUGGGAAUAAAAUAGAGAAUAAACUUUACUUUCCUCAGAUCCAUUGUAAAUUCAGAGAUGGAGCAGGGGAGGAAAGUGGGGAAAGGAGGGCUAAACAGAUUUCACAGGAACAAAACCACUCCCGCUGAUUUUGGUAGCAAUACUGUGCAGAAGGUACACAUGAGGAAAUGAAUGGGAGCAAAAUGCAGUAACUAAUAAAAGUUAGCAUAAAGUACUCUGAUAAAACACAGGAUAAAAGAUCAUAAGUAGUGGCAUCAAUACAAGUGGGUCUGAGUAGUAAGUGCAUUGUGAAGAGUCAAGAAGCGAUUAAUAUGGAUAAAACAUCAGCUAAUGUGGAUUGACCCAUAACUUUGUACAUCAGAAUAAAAUGUAAGCUUCUCUUUCUCUGAAAGAACUGGUGAAAAAACACAGAAUACAGAAACAUAAUAAAGUAUGCUAUUUUUAUUUGAUUCUAACAGAUAUACAGUUCAAAGAACCAGAGUUAAGAUGACUAGCCAAGGUCAGGGUGACAUGCUUCGUUGCUGGAAGUGUCGAAAAUACGUAGCUAAUUCUGAUUGCCUCAUAAACGACCAAACUACAGAUUUGGUCUUUGAAGUAAGUAAAAAAUAUAUUGUUUCUUCUAGGCCAUUACUAGAAUAUGUAUUUAUAAUUUAGGAGUCCUGGAAUUAACAUGUUCAAAAUUGCACAGUUUAUAUACUACUGAAUUAAGAAGAACUGGGUUAUGGAUAUUCACCCAUUGGACAAUUUAAACCAUUUGUUUAUCAAAUGGAGCAUUAUUGGUAUUUUUAGUAUUCUGAAGUACUCUUUCAUAUUUGUAUUGUAUUGUAUUGUAGAUGUCAUAUAUGCCCAGUGCAGAAAACAGGGAAGUAAAUCACAAUACCGGUUUUGUGCUGUUGUACUGGAUCUGUGUUCUCCAUAGCCAUGAGUUACUUUGUAGAGAGUGUGUUCAACUUUACAAAUUUUCUACAACUCUGCAGCUCAAACUAGUGUAGUAAGUAUUUAUUUUGAUUUGUAGUUAUAAUUCAGUGCUAUUAACUUGCUAACCCUAAAAUUUUAGGAAAGCAAAAAUAUUAAAGAUAUCCGCAAUGCUAAAUUGCCUAAUCUGUAUGAUUUAUAAGGAUAGUUUAGAGAGAUUCACCAUUGCAGCAGGGAGCAGAACAAGGGCUCGCAAGGUUAAACUUCUGAAAAGUAUAAAUAAGCUUAAACUUGUAAUAACUGUUUCGACUGCACAGGAAGAUGAAUAAAGGAUCAGUAGGCACCAGAAUUAUUACAUUAUUUUACAGUCAGAAAGGAAUCUGUUUGGCACAGACCUUUUAGGUGAUGGGGUGCUUUUCACUGUGAUAAAAUAAUUUCAACAACUAUUAUUGUUAUUGCUAUUGGUAACCCAGCACACUUAAAUCCUAUUGAAAUCAAUGUAAAUUAAGAGCACAGGUUUCUUUUGAAUGCACCUAUUCUCUUUAACAGUGCUGUUUUCUGUUCAGUUGCUUUCACAAUUACUUAGAAGUGCUAUGGAAAUCCGUCAGAUUAGUUUACAAAUAAUUGUGGCAUUGGUCCAUUGCUCAAGCCCGCUUCCUCUACAGCCUAUCAUUUCUCAACCCAUUAAAGAAUCUCAGAUAGGGGAACUAGGAAAGAGGCCUUGGAGAGCUGAUACUAGAUUGAAUGGGCAGGCCUGGGCUCGAUGGACCGAUGGUCUGAGACCAGGCAUCUCCAAACUCAGCCCUCUAGAUGUUUUGGGACUACCAUUCCCAUCAUCCCUAACUAACAGGACUAGUGGUCAGGGAUGAUGGGAAUUGUAGUCCCAAAACAUCUGGAGGGCUGAGUUUGGGGAUGCCUUGUCUGAGACAGUUUCAGGCAGCUUCAUAAAUUGUUAAUAUAUCAUCAUAAUUCACUAGCUAAGGAAAUCAUUUUCAUUAAAAAAUGGGAAGUUUAAAUCUUGUCUUAAAAAAAACAAAAUACAAAAUGCAUUUGUGCAGUUGCUGUCAUUUUGCAGCAUCAGUUAAUUAUCAAGCAGUGGUUUCCACUAGCUCCCCUGCUGAUGUCUUUUAUAAUGCUGGUUCAGAGAAGAGCAAAGUAAAAGUGCACCAUGCUGAUUCUUCAUCCGCAAUGUAAUGCUGUGUUUGCCAGGAAAGAAAAUAACAUCAUUUUUUUCAGUUUUGUAUUUCUAACUUAAACAUAGACUAUUGGGAGCAGCUUUAUUCUUAAUCUGGAUUAUGAAACUGGAUGAUACAUGCAGAAAAAGAAAUUCACAUUAUUUUCCUUUCCUUAUAUAGCAACCCUUUAAAAAUUUCCACCUCUUAAUGAUUUGAAAUAAUCUGUAAGGAGAAUCUGGAUGGUGUUUUUGUAUCUGCUUCUAGCUUAACUGUAGUGUCUCCUACACAUUCUUCAGAUGUUAUAACAUGAUUCAGCAUAACAGGGCUAGGCAAGCAACCCAAUGCACUAUAACAUGGUUAAUAAAGACAAACAGAUGUCAAAAGUUUUGCAUCCAUCCUACCUUGCAACCCAGUGCAAGAACAGGCAAUAUGUGGCUUGUGAAUUAUCUGUACUUUUUACAGCUUUUUAUGUGAGUAGCAGGAUAUUUUUAGGAUUCCAGUUUUGACAGUGUCAAAAGCCAUCUAUUUCUCUUGUUUGACCAGUUUCAGCUAAGAAAUAAGCCUUCAAAUUCAUCAAGCUUCUCCAGUCAAAAGAACAGGUCUGCUUCCUACACUUGUUAUAACCAAGGCUUUGUGCAGUGCAUGAUUUUUUCCACAAUAUGUUAUCAGGCACAGAAUUCAGUACCUCAAGUUUCUCAGGCUUAGUCUUUUUUAAAAGCAAGUGAUUGGCCCUCAUGAUAGUGAAGAUGUGCUUGAAAGUGUGAACGAGAAUCUGGUGAACUCUCAGAAGCUUUCUGAAAGCAGCUGAUGGGUGGAAGAGGUAGUUUUAUUGGCCUGCAUAGUUUAAAAGGGCUUUUCUACACACACACAAACAGAACGGGCAUUAUUUUGUAGUACAUACGUUUUUAAAUAUAGAGUGUACAUAACACUUAGGUCCUUCCAUCUCCUUCCAGUCAUCUGACUGGCCACAAAAGCACCAGGCUAUGAUGCAGUGGUCCCUCUAAAAGCAGCAAACGAUAAUAAUGUGUCUUAAAGGUGUUUAUUCAUAAAGGUGAGAUUAUUUUUACACAAUAUUAUAAUUUACUAUCAAUGCUUUUAAAGUCUUCAGUACCAUCCAACUUUUAUGUUACAUUAGAAGGAUUUUUUUUAAGCAAUUCUCAAACAUCUCGUGCUGGAUGGGUAAUAGAUAUCUGAUAUCUCACAAGUUUAUUCUCUGUGACUUUUUUCAAAUUAAAAAGAAAUGUGUACCUUGAUAUGGCUGUGGAGAAAUGGAGGAGAAGAGGCUCAGUAAGACUUGUCCAGAAAUACAACACCUACACAUAUGCACACAUCCCUCCAAAGAAAGUACAGUACUCUAUAAUUUAUCUGCAUAUUCUGUCACUUGCUGGGUAGACUAUGCCUGCAGUAGUAAGCUUAGAGGAAACUGCUUCCCCACCACCACACACACACGAAGCACAUUAUGCCCUUGCUGCAUGGUCUACUUGCUAUCCUAACUAAAGCAUGCAUGCACUGCAGAGGGCAGAGCUAGAAAGUAAGACUGCCAUCAGGACUAUCUGAUAUGCACACGUUGAUCUGCUUUGCAGAGAGAGGGGUAGGUGGACUUUUAAAAGGAUGUUUAUUUGUCCAUUACACCUUUCUUGUCUGACAAGGAGCCUAUAUACAUUAAGAGGGUGUGAAGAGGAAAAGACGCUGAGCUCCAGUGAACAGAUCACAGUGCAUUCAAGUUGGGUUUCAAAGAAAAUGCGCACAUCUCUAAAUAUGUAUCCAACUAUGCUACGACUGGACCUAAUGCAUCCUAUAAGUCAAUAUAUAUUCCACUUGCCAGAGGGAUAAAGAGAGGGGGGUCUUUUCUCGCAUUUGCAGAAGUCUGGAUAAGAUAAGAAACAGCAGGGCAGAGUCACUGUGAGCCAGGUGGAACAGUAUCUGCAUUUAUGUCAAGUCUUUUGUUCUUUCCAAAGGGUUUGCAAGAUGUGGCUUCCUCCCACUGUCCCUGCAGUUUGGAGAAGAGAAGAAACAGCAGGAGAGAGUCCACUGAUUUCUUUCCUUCUCCACACUGCAGGACAAAUCAGAUAACUCUCCCAGAAACAGUCUGCAAAUGAUAGAAGAUUUGGUGUUCAGUGGGAAAGAAGGAAAGUUGAUAGCAAAUACUGUCAGAGGCUGGUUAACAAGCCAGAUUGAGGUUUAAGGACAUGUAUGAAACUCACAGUAGACUCAGUUUGGACAUUUGACCGUCAGUAAAGUUUUAGUCACGUUACCAGUCAAAUAUUUUAAACUAUGAGCUUCAUUAGAACAAGAAAAAAGAUACUUUAAUUGCCUGCAGGUUUCAUGCUUUUGAUAAUAACAAAAAAAAAUUGUGGCAUUGUAAUGUUUCUCAGUAACAGUUAUAUAUAAUGACUUACUGUAACUUUUAAUAUAUUUAGGUAAGGUUUCUAUAAAUGUGAAUAAUUUACCAAACAUCUAGAACGCCAGGGUCAAGCACCUGACAAGCCAUGUUGAAGAUUCAUUUCUGACUGCAUUUAUGUAGCAAUGGGGCCAGACAUCUUUUUUUCAUGCAUUGCCCCUGUGAGGUGCAAAAUAUCUCCAUAUACCAUACCCCAUGGAGGCAUAUGCAGUCCAAUUUCAACCUGGAUCACAUUUCUGUUCUUUGUAGCUGCUCUAAGUAACUAACACUCUAAAUUGAUUUUGUGUGGCAGGGUGGUAUUGUUUUGGUUUGUUACUAUUGUAUGUAUUUUUGUGUUUUUAUAUUAUAAACCAUCCUGUGAUCCUCUGAUGAAGGGCAGUAUAGAAAUUUAAGAAAUAAAAUAAAUAAUAAAAUAAACCUGUAAAGAAGAAGAGAUGAAAAUGCAACCACACCACCUUGAAAACUUGUUGUAAGUGCCUUACACACAGAGAGAGAGAAAAACAGAUUUAAGGGACAUACUUUACACCCAAAUUGGCAUGAAUCCGGUUGCACCCUAUCUGUCCAUUAUUAAGAUCCUGGAGGGCUUCUGCUAACCAGAGCAAACAUUACUGUGCCAGAUGGACAAAUAGUCUAACCUAGUAUAAGGCACCUAUUAUCAUUUACUCACAUUCAAGUGGGUUAAGUUAGGGCUGAACUUUGUUUGGUAAACAUCAUAACUAAACAGGGAUUCCCAUCACAAUAUUAGCUCCCUUCCUCCCCUUCACCAGACUUUUCAAGCAACUUAUUUAUACCACUGGUAAGAAAGAAACUGGAGAUUAAGCAAAUAAUACAGAGUGUUAAAGCUUUUUUCUUCUGCUUAAUAUUUUAGGACUUACAUUGGAGACAGGGCUUAGCUACACCCUAAAAUUUCAUUUUCAUAUGCUGCAGUGAAUUCAGCCUUGGGAGUGCAACUGUUGGCACUAAAUUGUGAUUAUUUAGAGUGCACUUGAUAAAGCUUUUAGUAGCAUUUAAAUGUCAUACUGCAGUAUAGCCAUAAGAUAAAUUAAAAUAUUUUUCAUUACUUUUCUUGUUUUUUCCUACUUUCUUUUUGUUACUGCCAUAGUAAAAUAAAGCCAAGGCUCCAAUAAUCAUAUGUUUUAAAGCCAAGUAUUCUUCACAAUAUUAUUUUCAGUAUAAAAAUUUGCCCUGCUCAAAGAACAAAAUUAAAAUUAGAUAAGUUUAUGUUUGGAAAAUAACAACAAAAAAUUAUGGGGGGAAAUGGAAUUUAAAGUACCCCAGUGAUUGUACAAAUGUUAUUCAAUAAGUAGGUUUUCUCAGAAUUAAACAUGACCCCAUUCAUUUAAAUUGUGUUAGUUUUAAACAUUUUUUUUUCUUAUUCUUGCAACCCUUUUAUAGUUUAGAAACUAAUGCCAUUAUCUUUAAACUGGUUAAACAAGACUGAUUAAACUGAAACACGUUUUUAUUACAUUAGUAACAAUGAGACUAAACUGGCUUGGGUCUAUAAUUUGUCAGUUCAACUGCUUUCGGAAUUGGGGCACGUAUCUGUAACCCUAAACCUUUCAAUUUUCUGAUGAAAUGCUGUAUUUAUUUGAAACAAUUUAUUUGCUAUUUUCUGUUUACACAUUGCACAAUGCCUAUUUUCAAAGAAAGAAAACGGCACCAUUUAUUUAAACAAUUGCACAACUUGCUUUUAUCCGCCAUUGUUUCCUAAAUGUAUAGUGUAUUCUUGGAAAAGCUUAGUGUCUUAUAAUACUGAUUGCAUAAAUACCAUCAUAACAAUGUAUUUAUAAAAUUUCAUAAUUGAUAUAUUAAUAAAGGUUUAACAAUAAUCUGUCGGGAAAGAAUCCAACCACAAGAUUUGAAACAAUUUCCUAAACUUUUUCACUAUAUUCUUGAGAAAAUCCUCAUUUUCUAAGAUUGUUAGGAGACGUCAGCUGUGUUCCAUCAUCUUUGCAGCUAGGCCAUUACAGUAGAAACCUUCUCUAGACAGCGGUCUUAUCUUGCUGGUCUGUCUCUUUAUUGCAGGAUUAACAAUACGUGUUUUAACACUAUCAAAUAUUUAUUGCCUUUUAGGGCAAGCCCUCAAAAGGUAACUUAUAAUAAAAACAUCAGAACUGCAUACUUGUAUUUCAUGACUUAAUUGUAAAACACUGAAAUGCACCCUGCAUCAUAGUUGGAGAAGGAGAAGCAAAGGUGCUAGGUAUAGACCACUUGUUCAACCUGGUUGAAAGGGAAAUAGGUUGAUGGGGCACUAAUUAGAAGGAGAGCUGGCAUGAAGGACACAUUUGCCUGAAGGCAAGGAGGAAGGAAUAAAGAAUGCGGGAAAUGGAUACAAAGGAAUUGGUUCAUGGCACUGGAAGUGGAAAUAUCAAUGAUAGGUAUUUUAAAAUAGAAAGUAGGUCAGAAUGUUAUUAAUAUAUUGAAUCUUAAUUCAACAGGAACCUCACGCUUCUACUGCCUCUCAGGAUAUCUGUAAUGUAUGGCACAUGAACAUAGAAGCACUUCCAGAUUGGGUGACUCGUAUAAUAGAAAAUGUAUGUUCAUUUUACUUAUCUCACAUAACUUUUUAUAAUUCUAUGCAAUAUUCUAUAUAAAGUAAACAAUAUCUAGGUCUUUAUAAAGGGCCUUAGAAGUACAGUUAUAUCAUUACAUAUUUUAUAGUUAUUUAAGUAGGUAAAUGCCUUUUCAAAUGCUUAUAAUAAACAAGUCAUUGUGUCAACUCUGCUCUUGCCAUAUUUAGUAUGCAUAUCAACACAUCCAAAGUUUCUGUAAAAUUGUAAUACAUAAUGCUAUUCCCACACUUCAUUUGGUGUCAUAAGUCGUGAAACUUCAGUAAGAUUUCAACAGAUGUAAAUGGGCUCUUCUGCUAAAAGACUGAUUUUGAUUUAUUGCAAUGAUAACACCAUGGCCCCUUUGAAAGAUGGAUAGAAGUAUGACUACUUUUGCAACAUACAAACAUAGAUUGUAUAGAAUACAUUUAUAAAAAGCACAAUGACUUGUUAAUAAUUUUAUAUUCGUUAGAAUCAUGGUACUAUUUAUAUAUCCAUAUAUUACAUUGUAGCAUAGUUUCAAGCACUUUUUUCUUUUCUUUUGACUUUUCUCCACAUUUUUCACUCUACUGAAAUUUUUCAAUAAACUAUAUAUUAACAAAAAGAUUUGAACAGACUGACUUCUGCAUAGGAUUGUAGUUUACAAGACUGUUCAAAGGUUACCCUUACCCUCCCCCUCAAAGUUCCAUGUUAAAUAUAUGCCUUACUUAGUAUAAAACUAAGGUCUCAGAGUAUUUAGGAAUAUCAAAUAACCCUUUGAAAUGAUUACAUUGCUACACUGCAUUUUUUCAGUCAUAAAACAAAUGUUUACAUGCUUUUCUGCUCUGUUUGAAAAAAGAUUUAUGUCUUAUCUUCUGGAUUACAAAUAAUUAAUUGUUUGUUUCCCUCCACAUUAUGCUCAGGCACAGUGGACAACGGGAAAGCUGAACUGCCCAUUCUGUGGGGCCCGCCUGGGGGGGUUUAAUUUCGUCAAUAAUACAAAAUGCUCCUGUGGCCAAUUUACAAACAUCCAUCUUUGCAAGAGGCGAACUGACUACCAAACAGUUAGUUCAGUUACAUCAGCAAUAUCGCCACUGAAGCACUUGUCUUUUUGUAAAGUUCAUUCCGACUUUAACAACGAAAUAUGGCAGAGUGUGACAGGUGGAUCUUUGGAAGACAGAAAUCAAAGACUUCCAUGUGUAGCCAAAAAUAACAGUGGCAUUGGACGAUUAAUGGAGGCACUUUGCCUAGAGGUAAGAUCAACCAACUUUGAGAUGAACAGUAAAAAAAUACACUUCAAAGUGUCUAAUCCAAAAACAAGUAUUUCAGCUUCACUGGCUGUGAAUGACAAAUACACUGUAAAAGCUUUUCAUAGAAAAUCACAGAGUUUAGACAUGAACUUCAGAGAGAAGCUUGUUUUGCUGCCUACUUUAUAUGGAACUUCCACAGCUAAGAGACCUGUUUUCUCCAGGCAACAUGAAGCACAGCCUUUUUACACAAAGGUUUGCUUACAAUUAAAGUCCAGCAGAACACAUAAUUUUUUUCAUUUCCCACUUAAAUCAGAUGCUGGUGAGCUUCCAAACAGUUUUUCAGUUACUUCUUAUGGUGCAUUUGCACAAGAAGAGGCAGAGUUUAAUCAUGGUUUAAAAGCUUCCAAACAGUAUCUUGAGAGCACUACUGCUGACCAGCAGCUGUUCCUGUCUUCAUCAGAGAGCACUACAGAAGAAGAUACUGUGCAGAAGCACAUCACACCUCUUGGUCUUCUUCAGCCUUUCACAACUAUUGAUCAAAAGUUGAGCAAGAGAAAAAGGAACCGAUUGAACAGUUUGAGGAGAAAGAAGAGGUGGCCAGAGAGGUGGCCUCAGAAGCAGGUAUGUACAAUAAAAUAGAGAUUGUAAUCAUACCAAAUGUUAUCAUGUUAGAGACAGCAGCCUCUAAGUGGGAGUAAUGGCUGCAGCCAUGAUAUAUAUCAGUUCAUAUAUCUUACUAAGCUAUAGUUAGCAUCAGUCAUGGUUUACAAACCUACUUCAAACUGUUCUAUUUGGGGGGUGCAGACAAUUGCAAACCAUGGUUUGUUGAUUCAGACAUAACAUCAAACCAUAGUUCAUUACCUAUACUUCACACAAUGUCUGAAUGGACCUAUUGGCUAAAGGACAAAAAUAUGUACAAACAUUUCCUGUUCUUAUGAAAAACACUAGUAGAUCAUACCAAAAAUGUAGAAAAGAAACUAUGUCUAUGUACAUUUUAAUUAUUUUUUUCUUGCACCCAAAACUUGUAUCAGUAUAAAGAACAAGUCCUUCAUCAUGAGCAUUCACUUAAAAUCCAAACAGAAAGGAAGUCUUUCAAUAAUCUCUUGUUUCUAAUCAAAAUGUGAGCUCCCUUCCUGUAAUGUAGUUCUUCUACCUGACAAACUACAAAUACAAAUUCUCUUCUAUAAAAGGUGAAAAGACUGCUUAUUCUAUUCUUAAAACUUUUGUGCUCAUGUUUGAAAUUAGCUCCUCUUCAGUUUUCUUUGCAGCUUUCUACUUCCUACAGUCAGUGUGAGGUUUUUCACUAUAGCUAAGCCAUAUACACAAGUAAACAUGUGCAUUAAAAUAUUACAGGUUAUUUGAGUCAUGUGCACAGCUGCAUAAACAUCAUUUUGAGCUUUCACAUUACAUGACUACAUAAAAUUUCCCAUUAUGAAAUUCUCUCUUGUUAAUAAUAAUAAUUUAUUUGUACCCUGCCCAUCUGACUGGGUUGUUCCAGUCACUCAGGGUGGCUUCCAACAUAUAUAAAGACGUAAUAAAACAUUAAAAAGCUUCCCUAUACAGGGCUGCUAUCAUUGUUAUCAUUUAUCAUGUUAUUUUCACCCUGUAUGAAUCCAAGAAUUAUGUUUAUAAAUAUUUCCAUAUAUUUUAUAGUUAAUACAAUAUAUUAAUAUUGUUCUCUCAGACAAUAGGGUGUACUUUCCUAUAUUGUGUUAAGUCAGCAUGCACCCACGUACCAAAACAUUACAAUUCAAGUUCAUUAAAAUUCUAUAUUUCUAUUUUAAUGUAAUUCCACACAGCAUAAUGUAUCGUUCCACCGGAACUAUAGUAUUGUGUUUUUGCUGCUAAUCUGCCUGUAUAAGGGGACUCCCCAGUAAGUAUGCAAUAAUAGAAGUGUGGUUUUUUUAACAGCAGGGGGCACCAAAUUUCCUCUAGCUACGAAACAAUGGUAACUAAACUUUUAUGAACAAGCAUUGCAUGGUAUAGGAUGGUGUAUUUUGUUUGUAGAAUGUUUUAUAGAUUAAAAACAGUAACACUGCUAACAUCUGGUGAUUAUAGGUUUUAAGCAUAAUAGUGAUACCUGUUGCCACUGCUGCAGCUCAGAGUCUGCCAACAUUUCUGUAAUAAGCUGGUUCUUGUGGCUGAUUUUAUUAUAUAUCCAUUCCAAAAUUGCCUUUGUUAAAAGCUUGUGAUAAAUGGCUGCAAUCAACAACAACAACAUAGAUUUAUUGCAUUAGCCGAGUGGCCAUAGCAUGAUAUACAUUGAAAUAACAACAUAAAAUGAGGGUGGGGAGGUAGAGGUAGAUAUCGUCCUGGGCGAAUACUUAAAAAAAGUGAAAAAAAAAAAAAACUGCUGAGGCUGGAGGAGGACCGUUGAAGGGUCCUUCAGCUCCUCAGAUUAGUCCUAACUCGAUUGUCCUUGUACAAUAAGGCUACUUGGAACUUCGUUCGGUUGUGCGGCGUAUCGACUGCAGCUGUGGUGUUAAGGAAGAAGUUAGUGCCGCUUUCCUCUUCAUCACACUAAGCAGGAAGUUAGCUGUCAUCUCGGUAAUCCAACAAUCAGAAUCCUGCAAAAAGAGGGACACUAUCCAAGGCUGGAUUGGGAGAUGGAACUUAUUCACGAGGGGAGUUAAAAACCGAGAUCUUUCAUCUGUCCAGUUGGGACAGAAGAGCAUUACAUGUUCCAUAGUCUCCAGGGCCGUGUCAUUACAGGAGCAUGUUCUGUUUGCGAUGGGAACUCUGGAAUAACGACCCGACAGAACUGCUGUAGGGAAACAGUUGAGACGGGCACAGGUAAAGGCCCUUCGCUUAGUCUCCGAAGAAAUUGUGAAGCAGUAUAGAGGGAUCCCUUCAGGGGGUGGAAUAGCUAGGGCUAGGCCUGAACACGGUCCUCUUGCACAAGAAGCUGUGUUGGAGAAGUCAAGUUGCUGUAGUUUCUUUUUAAUUAGGGGUAGGGCCACCGGGCUGAUACACUCUAAGUUAAGAACAGUUUUACAAUUCAAAUUGAGAAGAGAGCGGAAUUUGAGGUUAAUUGUAGUUUUCCAAGGGGAAUUAUGAAUAUCUCUUAGGAUCAGAUUGGAAAAGCCACCUCUAAUUCGAGCAUCCGAUGCUAAUAGGUGGAAGGUGUAGGAAAUGGCUCGACUCCAUGCUCGUCUAACAAUUGAAGGCUGGGCGAACUUGAGUCGUAGGGCUGCACCUGAGACACAUCUCGGGACGCCGGAAAGAGAUCUCAGAAACAUAUGAAGUGGGCGAUCCAGGUUACCUGAUAUUGCUGUAGUCCAUACUUCGCAUCCAUAUAAUAAUUUAGGGACGACUUUGGCAUUAAAUAUUUGAAUUGCUGCUGGAAGGUGUUUGCCGCCCUUCUGGUGGUAAAAUCGGACAAUGGCGUUAGAGGUCGUGGUUGCAGCGAGAAAGGCAGAUUGUAGAUGGGUGGUCCAGGAGAGAUUAUAGGUGAAUAUUAAUCCUAGAUAUUUAAAGGCUUUUACCUUUUCUAAGUAGCCACCUGUGAUCUUAAGCGGCUCCAACUUGAGUUUGCGGGAACGAGUGAAGUGGAGGACUUUCGAUUUUUAUAAUUAAUAUUAAGAGCUUCCGCCUUACAAUAGGCGAUAAUUGCAUUAACUGCAUUUGCUAGGUCCGCAACUGUUCUGGAUAAGAUGACGGCAUCAUCAGCAUAGAAAAGGGAAGCAACGGGGUGGCCUGCUAAGUGAGGAGGAUACUUAGAUGCUAGCUUCAAAGUGGAAAUUGCAUCAUGAAGAUAGAGAUUAAACAGUAAAGGGGCCAAGAGACAACCUUGUCGGACGCCCUUGGCCGUUGGAAAUGGAGUAGUGAGGGAGCCGUUAGGACCAGUUCGGACGCGAGCUGUGGUGUUUGAAUAAAGGGAGAUAAUUAGGGAGAGGAGGUGCGGAUCAAUUCCCAGAUGGGCAAGUUUGGACCAUAAUCUCUGCCUAGGAAUGGAAUCAAAGGCGGCCUCCAGGUCCAUGAAAGCGGCAAAUAGGUGGCCUUGCCUUGGAGCAGUGUAUUUACUGGCAAGGUGAUAGAGAGUUAGACAAUGGUCCAUGGUUGACGCUGACUUUCGGAAACCAAUCUGUUCUAGCGGUAGAAUGUUCCUCUCCUGGACCCAUGAGAGAAGUUCCUCCAGUAAAACAGCGGCAAAUAUUUCCCCGGGAUGGAUAAUAAGCUGAUGGGGCGAUAGUUCCUAGGGAUGUUUGGCUGGCCGCCUUUGAAGAUCGGAACUAUUAUAGCUUCUCUCCAGGAGUCAGGGAUGUCUAGGGCGGAGGAGAUAGCGGUGAAUACAGGAGUCAGGUGUUCGCUCCACCAAAGAGGAUCAGUCAGGAAAAGGUCCAACGGGACCAUGUCUGGGCCGGGGCCUUAUUCCUUUGCAUUGACAUUAUGAUGUUGAAAAUGCGAGUUGAGGUAAAGUUUAUUGAAGAAGUGGGACUAAGAGAGCAGGAACUGAGGUCCGACGGGGAUUGAAGGAGAUCUGUAAGAUGGUUUGGAGAAGCGAAACUAGUUGAAUAAUAGGCAAUCCAUUCAUCAGCGGAAAUCUGGGUAGCUGGAUUGAAUGGUGCCGAAGGUCUAACUAGGCGCCAGAAGGAGCGGGAGUCAUGCCUCUCUACAGCCGAACGAAGAGUGGACCAAGCCUCAAGGAUGUGCUGCUGUUUCUUGCAAUGAAUCAUGUUUCUAUAUGUCCUUUUAAUAUCUAUGAGCUUUGCACGGGUUUGGGGGUCGUUGGAAGAUUUGAUGAUUCUGACCAUUUUCCUAAUUCGCCUUCUUAGGGCUUUACAUUCCUUGUCAAACCAGGGCGAUUCAGAGAAGAGGCGUUGGUAAGUAAGCGAGGUGGUGGUUAUGUAAGUUGUUGAGAAAGCAUCAAGUAAUUUCCGGUAUUGGUCAGCGGGCAGGAUUGGAUCAGAGGGAACUGCAGACAUAUCAAAUGAUUUUUGUAUGUCCAGGGCAAGAGAGGAGCUGAGGCUUGUCCAUUUCUUUGUUUUGUAUACAGGGUGGCUUUGUACCAUGGUUCUAUAGUUUGAGGGGACUGGAAGUGGCUCUAUUAGGUUUAACAUUAGAGUCAAUGGAAGGUGGUCACCACCAAAAUAUUCAGCCACUUCCAUUUUUGUAGAAAUUGAGAAUAGCUCCGGCGUCAAUAAAAUGUAGUCGACAACACUGGUUCCCGGGAAGUGAUGCACGUUAAUUGCUGCGAGGACAAGGGAGUAAUGUUACCAUUUGCGAUGCAGAGAUCGUUUUCCAUGGCCAGUUGGGCCAUCAGCCUCCCGACGCAUUUGUUAUAGGAUCAAGAGAGCAUCUGUUUCCCAGGGGGGCUGCAGGGGAUUGUCCAGGAGUGCUGCGGGAGAUAUUAUAUCAUCGUCGUUGGGACCUAUUCUUGCAUUAAAGUCGCCUAAGAGGAUUUGAGGGAGUCCUGGGUUAGUUGUUUGAAGAUCAUGAAGCCAAGACGAAAGUUCAGACCACCUUUCAUUGCGGUCGAAAUCAUUAAUUGCUGGGGGCAGAUAUACUGUAGUUAUCAACCAUGGGCUUUUGGUCUUUGGGAGAUGAAUCUUUAUGGUGAGAAAGUAAGGGGAAGAUUUAAUUUCCUCGCAAAUAGUGAGGGAUAAGCUGGUUGAAAUAAGACAGGCGAGGCCAACUUGGGGGCGACCCCUGUUGGUUAGUUUACGAGCACAGGAGCUAAAGGAGCAAUAAUUUGGGAGAACAAUACUUUGUUGGGACCAGGUCUCUUGGAGGCAUACAAUGUCGAAAGAAGAGAUGAAAUUCAUUGCUUCAGGAUCCAUUUGCUUUGUCGCCCAGCCGUUAACAUUCCAGGAGACAAUUUUAAGGCUCUGGGGUGGGUUGGGUGCGUCUUUCAAGGAAACAACUGCUUUUGCUUGAUUUGUGAGUGAGGGUUGAGUCUGUUCAUAUCUAGUGAUGUCGGAUUUCCGCGGAGAUAGGGAGCCGGCUGGUGUUUGUCUCUGGUCUGAUCUUUGUCAAUUAUUUCCCAAGGUGCUUUUAGGGAUUACUUUUUUAUGAGCCGGCCCAUUGCUCUCCAUACAUGGCAAACUAGCCAAAUGUUCUAUAGUUUCGGCUGUUGACUGUUGAAUACUGACAUUAGUGGUCACCGGGCCUUUGAAGUGUGUUAUCAAUCUGUGUGCCAAAGAACUGUUCUUCUGCCUCUUAAAAACUGGUACCAUUUGAGUUGAAAAUAUUUUUAGGAAGAGCAAGAAUAAUUUUUGUAACAAUUCAUAAAUUAUUACUGGAAAAGAAACACUGUGAAUGAUAAAAAGUGAAAAUAUUUUCUUGAACUUUCUUUUUGUUUAAAAGUUGGGGAGAAAAAAAAAUAAUGGACAACUGAAUAUGUGAUAUAGUUUUUUAAAAUAUUACUGUUACAGUACAAGGAGCUCUUCACACUGAAUCUUUUUUUUAAAUGACAUUAAUUCUUUCCAAACAUUUGAGUCAUUGUCAUAAAGUAAAAUUAUAUGCAAGACAUUAAUUGUCACUUAUCAAACAAGAGUUUUGUUUAGCUUGUAAUAUGAUGGUGGCUAGUAUCCUGGUGAUUCAUCUAAGUUAAUCAAAAGAAAAUAUAGGUAAAAUGUCUAUUUACUGAAACACUCAUUGGUUUUGAGAUAUUAGUUUCAUUUUUAUUUUUGCCAUUGCCUUAGUUACUUGAAGAGGGUGCUUGAGAAGGCAGUAGUGGCCCAGUUUCAGGCAUGUUUGGGGGAAAACUGAUUACCUGGAUCUAUUUUAGUCUUGUUUGAAGCCCAAGCCUAAUUCUAGGUGCUCCCAGUAACAUUUAAAGCCCUAAAUGACUUAUGCGCCAAAUAUCUGAAAUAUUGGCUCCAUCUUCAUAGUUCUGCCUAUGGAACUGAUGGCCCAGAAGAGGACUUUCACUGUGGCAGCCCCUAAAGUGUAGAACUUUCUCCCAUCUAGCACUCUCAUUGUAUAGCUUUCACCAUAUGCUGAAGACAUGCCUCUUUAUACUGGUGUUGUGUUCUGGCUGGAACGGUCGUAUUUAUUUUAAUAAUUCAAUAUUAUAUUAUUGUACAAUAUUGCAUUGUAUACCACCCUGGGACCUUCUAGUGAAAACAAACAAACAAACAAAUAAGGGCACAGACAUAUUAGCAUCUACCCUUCCCAUUUGUUGAAUGCUUUUUCUAAUUCCAGACCAUGCAAAUACUCUGUUGUGCAUUUGUAAUAACACAGGGGUGCCAUGUCCAACACUGGCCUCUGUCCCUCUUUCCUUCUCUGAUGCCCUUCCACAGCUCGUGCCUCCCAAAAGCUUGCAUAGCUGUUUGCUGCAGCAGCCCUGGCUACAAGCUCCAUAGGCAAAUUGUGCCCCUGGGGCUGGUCAGAAGUGCUGGUUGCAAGCAAGCAAGCGGGCAAGGGAGCCCAGUCAGCCAGUCUGCCAGCCCUUGGGAAUGGACAGACAAGUCCCAGGCCUCUGUUGGGUAGUGUGAGGUGGCUCCUCUCUUUGGGGGGGGGGCAUCUCAGAAACUAGGGGCGGCAGCAACAGCUGCCCGGAGGACUCCCAAAGAGAAGGGAAUGGAGAGGAGGCUAACGCAACACUCCAAAAAGGAGGGUGUUCAAAAAAGGGUGAGAGGCUGCCAACUCUGCAGGCAAGGGGUAACAUAACUGAGCUCCUGAGCCCAUAGGGGUGCCACAGAAAAAAUGUAGUUGGUCAAGGGAGCUGUGAACUCAAAAAGGCUGAAAACCGCUGCCCUAACACAAUAUUAUUGAUCCAGCCCAGUCCUGCAUUUGAUCACUGGCAUUUUAAUUUUCUAUAAACUACUAUGAUCUUGAAGGAUAUAUAUGUCAGUAACGUAGUAUUUACGCGUGAGGUUUUCCUGAUGAGAGGAGGAGGAGACUCAGGUAUUGUAAUUACUGUGGUCAAUGUUUGAAAUUUUUAAAAGGGAUAAAAAUGUAUGUCCCAGCUUCCACACAGACUGGAUCAGACUCUACUGCUUUCAGGUGUGCGGGUGGGUGGGUGGGUGAGAGAGAGAGAGAGAGAGAGAGAGAGAGAGAGAGAGAGAGAAUUCAACUAUUUACCUUCAUUUGGAAUGUGUUUCUUUAAAAAGAAAUUAAUGGUAGCUUUUUUGACCAAAGCAAAUAAGUGAUACAAAUUAUGGGUGAUAGCCAACUAAAUUAUCCUCAGAGUACACUUAUUAAAAUGAGUGGUCUGAAUUUCAUUAAUAUCAAAGGAUUUCUUCUAAGUAUGACUAAUCUUAGAUAGAAUAAUAGAAAUGCAAAGUUGGAACAGACCCCGAGGAUCAUCUAGUCCAACCCUCUGCAAUGCAGGAAUCCUGCUCACAGUAGUCCCUGGGCAAACCUGAACCACCAACCUUCUAGUUAACAGCCAGACACACUGAAUCAUUUUGCCAAUGUGUGUCCAUAUCACACUUUAUUUUAUGGGACAGAAGGUUCACAAACAAUGGAAUUAUUCAGCAAAAAUAAUAAUUCGGGGGUAACUGAAAUAACUGUAAAGAAAAACUGAAAGAAAAAAUUAUAAAGUGUAUAAUUUAUAAUGGAUUAAGAGUUAAUUUGAGGCUCCUUUUCACCUGGCCCUGUGAAGUCACCAAAAAUUUCAGACUAAGCAUAUACAGUAUUUAUAUUUGUAAUACAUACCAACUAGCCUGGAUACACACAAGCUGCAUCACCAUUUUUAGAAUGGAAGGACUUUCUACUCCUACCUAAGAUUGUUGGGACAGUAUGAAGGUGUUUUUAAGGCUACUCAACAACCUUAGUGCUUGGCAGAGCACACCUCACCCCUCAUUUCCCCUCUGUCUUCCAAUUCUUUGGCCAUUAUUAGAAAACACAGGGCUUUUCCACUUGACCUAUUUAUUGAACAUUCACCCUGAUCUACUUGAACAAAGCUUACAUGGAGGUUAGAUUAUAUCCGGUCUUUGUUGAGCAUUCAUUCCAAUUUGUUUGUGGGGCUAGUUAUCCUUCAUUCAUUCUGAUUGUUUGCAUUGUGUUCAUCCCACAGUUUUCAAAGCAUUUCAUCAUCACUUUCCAAAGAGCACUUUAAUCCGCUUUAAUUGUGCAAAACUAAGUUUAUUACAGAGGGACACGGGUGGCGCUGUGGGUUAAACCACAGAGCCUAGGGCUUGCCGAUCAGAAGGUCACGGUUCAAAUCCCCGCGACGGGGUGAGCUCCCGUUGCUUGGUCCCUACUCCUGCCAACCUAGCAGUUCGAAAGCACGUCAAAGUGCAAAUAGCUAAAUAGGUACCGCUCUGGCGGGAAGGUAAACGGCAUUUCCGUGUGCUGCUCUGGUUUGCCAGAAGAGGCUUAGUCAUGCUGGUCACAUGACCCGGAAGCUAUAUGCCGGCUCCCUCGGCCAAUAAAGCGAGAUGAGCGCCGCAACCCUAGAGUCAGUCAUGACUGGACGUAAUGGUCAGGGGUCCCUUUACCUUUAAGUUUAUUACAACAUACAAUUGAAUCCCUUCUGCAAAAUAGUGUCAGUCUGGAGACACCCUCAAAAGGCCACUGAGAAGUGGCAAGUUGCCCAUGGGGGGGGUGCAGAUUGAAGACUUGUUUUAGUAGUCUAUGGAACUUAGCCCCUAUCUCAGAAACUAAGAAAGUAGGAGUGCACAUUGGCUGAGCCCAUGGCAAAACAAAGGAGGUUUGGAGAAGAGGAGGACCAGAUUCCAUAUCCAGGACUUGGAUUCCAUAUUGUUUUCUAAAGUCUUAGUAGACAACAUCUACAUUCUUUGCAGUUUUCGGUGCAACCAGGAGGUUAAAUGUUAGUGAAAACUUGCAUUCAAAAUGUACUGAUGGAGCUAUAGGUUAUGACUCAGAAUCCUCCUCAUGGGGCACUCCCACAUUAAUUUUUCUUUUAAUUUCAUUUCUUUUUCAUUCCAUUUUAAGUAGAAUCAAGCUAGUAUGGCAUUUUCCACACCUUUGAGAAUUUAAUGUAUUUAUAUCCACUGUAAUUACAUCCACACCAGUGGGUGGUGCACUGCUGCUAUAUCCUUAUUCUGUAUUUGCACAGACUCUCCUGUUUUUAUAGACUUCCCACCCACUUCCUUUUUCACCUCACUGAGCAUGUGCACAAGGAACAGCAGGAUUUUUUUCAGUUGUUUUUUUAAUUGUCAGCCUCCAGGAAGAGCAGCUUGUUGUAGAAUCAUACUAAGUUCUUUUCUUCAGUUGUUUGCUUAGUUUGCUCCUUCAAAAAGCCUGACAUUUCUACCAUUAAUGAGAGCAGUAAUAUUGACAACAUCUGUCAUUUGUGACAGCCUACAAUUUUGAUUCCCUCUGCAUCUAAGGAGAAGCAGGAUAUGCUUGUUACUUUAGACACCAAACAGUGGUACCUCGGGUUAAGAACUUAAUUCUUUCCAGAGAUCCGUUCUUAACCUGAAACACCACUUUAGCUAAUGGGGCCUCCUGCUGCCGCCACACCGCCGGAGCACGAUUUCUGUUCUCAUCCUGAAGCAAAGUUCUUAACCCAAGGUACUAUUUCUGGGUUAGCAGAGUCUGGAACGUGAAGCAUAUGCAACCUGAAGCAUCUGUAACCCAAGGUACCACUCUACUAGACUUCAUCAUACUUACCUGCUUUUUUCCAGUUAGAUAAAAUCUGCAUAAUUUGGAGAUGGAGGGAAAUUAGGGCAUGUUCAAAUACAGCUUGGCAUUGUGUGGAUACACCCCUAAAAAUGAAUACUGCAAAUAUGAAAUGAAUGCUUGGUGUGGACGCACCAGGAAAAGCAAAAAUCCACAAAGACAGGAGAGAGAUGGAGAGCACAGGACUCCUGCACCUUUAAUAACUGUUCAGAAAUCCCCUCUUCUAUACAACUAUUAAAGGUACAGGAUCCCUGCCUUCUUUUUCGUCGGACCAUCCUACAUUUAUUUGCUAGGGUGCCCUAGGGUGUACUAAGUUGCAAAAGCCAUCUACUGCUCCAAAAGGCUUCCAAACUUAGUGUAAGCCAAAAACAUACGGAUGCAAUCCAGAAGGCAACAUUCAUCAUCAGUAGGCAAUGGGAUUGACAUACCAGCUCAAUUAAUCUGUUAAAAAGGAACAAAAGAGAGUGGAGGCAGAGUAAGUGGCAUUUAUUAUGCAAGAACACCAAAUCAGAUGCUGAGUGCUGCCUUCACUCAAAGAGCAAUUUUCUCCUGGCCCUUGAGCAGGAGGGAAGUUUUGGAAAGAAAGAGAUAGCCAAGGAAAUCAGCUGACAUGGACAAUGCCAGAGGUUUGCCUAAGGGUCUCCUCAGAAUCUCAGGGGAGGAUGAGAUGCAGCUGGCUCCGGAUCCAAUACAAGGUCACAAGAGAAGCAGCUGCAGCACACAGGCUGCCUCACCAUCCGUUGACAUUUCGAGGGAUCCUGAGAUUCAACUCUCGGCUCCUAGGAAUGAAAAUAGAUAUUUGUUACAUAAGUAUGCUUACAAAAUGUUGUUUAUUCCAGAUUUAGUCCCAAGAAACCUGAAAUUAGAAGGGAGUUUUUGUGUGUCAUUGCAGAAAAUCUGUUGAAGCAGCAAUGCAAGUCAAACUGUUACAGGGGAAGUGUAAUCAUUGAUUUUAGACUAGUGUCUCUUAAAAUUCUGUACAUGCAUUUCCAGCACAAUCCUCUAUGUGUCUGCUAAAAAGUAGAUCCCAUUGAAUACAAUAGGGAUUAAACCUUAAACUGAAAUUCCAGAUAGAAAUUCCAGAUAGAUAGAUAGAUAGAUACAUACAUACAUAAAUGCCUAGAAGUUCCAUUGUAUUCAAUGGGACUUGCUUCUGAUUAGACAUGUAUAGAAAUGCACUGUCAGCCUGUAAUCCUGACACCUAGCAAGCAGUGGCGAGGCUUCAUAGAGUGCUGAAUCCACAGACCUGGCACUUGUAGUGGCCAAAACGGGGGGGGGGGGUCAUCCAAAACUUCUCCAGCCCACUAGAUUGGGUUUCAGUUGCUCUGGCAGAUCUGUAGAUACCAGACUUAAUAAAUAUAGCCUAUUGCAUCAUUUUACCUCAACUUGGAAUAUAAAACUCUUUAUCUGAGUUGAGUAGUUGUGAAAUGAGCUUUAUAAUGGCUAAAGAAUUAUUACCUCACAGCAAUCUGUUUCAGUUUCUCCCAAUUUUUCAUUUUACCAAUUUUCAGUUCCCCCCAUUUCUGUAUCAGUUUUUGAUUUUUGUAAAAGUCCUCAUGAAAAUUCAUCAGCGAGUCUCCUAAUGCACAUUUGCUUGUAUGCAAUUGUGCCUAAUAGAUUAAUUUUAAUAUACAUUUUUGCAUGUUAUUUUCACUAAUUAUGCAUUUUUAUGCACCGUUUAGCCUGGUAAACUCAUUUAUGGAGCAGGGGGUGCUGUGGUCUAAACCACUGAGCCUCUCAGGCUUGCUGAUCAGAAAGUUGGCAGUUUGAAUCCAUGCAAUGGGGUAAGCUCCCGUUGCUCUGUCCCAGCUUCUGCCAACAUAGCAGAAUGUGGUGUUAAUAUAUGAUAGAGGCCUCACUUGCUCUUUUAAAAUAAGAGAUUUGUCUAACAAGUUAACUGUAAUUAUUGUCCUUCAUUAACUUUAUAUUGCAUGUUAUAUUUUGUUUAUUCAGAAUUAUUUUUCGACUCUCAAAAGCUGCUCCCAUUUUUUCUAUAUAUGUUUGUUUUCCUCUAAAUGGUGGCUUAUGGAAGCAUGCAGCCCAUGACAGUGUCUCUUAUUAAAACGACAAGGGAUGCACAAUUAGUACAUUUCCCUACCAAACAGUGAUAGUGGGUCCUGCUGUACAGAUAAUUACAACGGUGCCAUAAUUGCAGUUACAGGAAUUCAUGCAACUGGAAGUAACACAGUUGGCAGGAAAGCAGUCCUGAUUACUGCCAUGCUGUUCCCAAAUUCAUUUUAUGUUAAGCUUAUUAUCUCGCUUUGAUUUCCUAGGACAAAAAGAUAAAAUUAUUUGCUUCAAAGCAAGAAAAUGUUUUUAUUUCUUCUUCAUUAGAAAGGGGGUUAGGAAAUGUAAUAAAUUCUACGUAAGUUUUUUGAAUAAGAAUAAUUUGAUUUGAACAAGUUAUAUAAAGAAUGUAUAGGGUAUUUUUUACAAAUGUAUAACACAUUUGUUUCAUUACAUAUUUUAAAUAAAAAACAAGGAAUUUACAAGUAUUGUGGUUUAUGUUGUCACUAUGCAACAUUUUUGAUGUGCUUUCUGCAUCAUAAAGGCAUCAAUCACACUUCAUCGUCUAUUGUAAUCACUACUUCUACUUCAAUAUUCUGUGUGGCUAAUGCGCUAAGUCAUUCUUGUAACAUUUGAGAAUACAAAUACGUUUUUAUACUCCAUUUUCUUUGGCUGUGCAAUAGGUUGCUGCUGUGCAGAGAAAAUUCUGAGUGGUAUGUCCAUUUAUGGAAAGACGUCUUGUAGUUUGUCUCUCAUCAUUGCACACAUUUUCAAGAUGCUUUUAUGUCCUUCUGCCAUACUUAAUAAAUAAUUUCUGAAGUGGCUGCAUUCAUUAAUGAAUGAUCCUGCCAAGUCAUCCUGAUAGUAAUAUUGCAAAUCUUUUGUGUGUAUCUGCGCUUCUAAUUGUUCCAUUUCUGGCAUUUUAAUAGGAUCACAAACUUUGAAGAAUUAAGGUUCUUAUAUGCUAACUGGUCUCUCCAGUUUUGAGAUGAACCUAUCAAUUAUCACAUUUAUAUAUGUUAAUUUUGAAGCUUUCGUGUGCAUUAAAUUUUGUUUCAGUUUUAUGUGAUUCCUAACUCUGAAGUUUCUUUUUCUGCUGCUGUUUAUUGGACAUAUCAUCAGAGUUGCUCAAACCUGGCUUUUCCAUAGCAGCUGGUUCAAAAAAUUCAAACGUAUCACCAGCAUCUUUCAUAUACAAUGUCAAUGAAUUCUACAGCUCUGCCACAGUACUAAUGUUGAUGUCAGCAGAUUGAAACUUCUUGCUAUGUUGAAUCAGUCCAAAAUGUGUCCCACAUUUGUGCCAUUAGUGCUGUCUCCAAGGACUCCAGUUUAUUAAACAAUCCUGUACCUUUACUGCGAGUUAAGGGUUUCUCUUAUUUAUAGCAGAUCAUCAUGUAAUACUGCAAUAAUUUGGUUCCAGUUUUGAUUAAGCUGUGACAAGCUUCAUUUAAAGAUGACUGAGUGCCAGACAUGUUUUUUUAGAGAAACAUUUCUGGAUAUUGUCAAGUGUGAUUCUAAUACCUCCCACUGAUGAGUAGAUGAUGAGAAAAAUACAUAUAAGUUUUUGAAGUAGGCCAAGGAAUCCAAUACAGUGGUGCCUCGGGUUACAUAUGCUUCAGGUUACAUACGCUUCAGGUUACAGACUCCGCUAACCCAGAAAUAUUACCUCAGGUUAAGAACUUUGCUUCAGGAUGAGAACAGAAAUUGUGCUCCGGCGGCGCGGCGGCAGCAGGAGGCCCCAUUAGCUAAAGUGGUGCUUCAGGUUAAAAACAGUUUCAGGUUAAGAACGGACCUCCGGAACAAAUUAAGUACGUAACCAGAUGUACCACUGUAGCUUAUUUGCAUUUUCAAUAGCUUAUGUGCAUUCUGCUGCACAUACCCCGAUUAGGUUCAGUGAGUGAGCACGGCAUUGCAUGAAAACAUUGAGGUUUAUUCUCACUAGAAGACCCUUGUACAAUCCAGGCAUUUUGCUUGUAGUGUUGUAUGAUUGCCCUCUACAGUAUUCAAUAUUUAUAUGUCUUAAGUGUGCUAAAAACUGCAUCAGCCAGCUGUUCUGAUUUAUGGCCAGGAUUAGGGAGAAAACAAAUAAAACACUCUACAGGCUGUUCAUUUUCGUUCACAUAUCAAAUUAUCAAAGAAAGCUGGUCAACAUGACUUAUGUCAGGCAUUUAUACUUGUUUUAAAAAUGCUUUGCAGAAUAUGUUUAUUCUGUAAUGUGAUUCAAAACUUUAUCUUCCGUGUUGUUGAUUACUUAUCUAUUUCAACUUAAGAACCUUGCCUGGGGUUCCAUAUUUUGAUACGUGCUUUACUAAAAAUAGAUCAAAUUCAGCUGUGACCAUAAUAAAGUUUCCAUUAUGAAUAGAUCCAAAGCAAUUUGUGCUUCCUCUGAAAGACAGUCCUCAAAAUGUUAAAGCUUUGACUACAGCUACAACUCUUCUAAGAACACACCUCCGAUACUUGACUUUUUCAUCAAUCUGCCCUUCUAAUGCAUCCACCCUUCCAGUGACUGAUCCUCACUGUUUCAUAGCCAAAACUUAGUUUUUAUAGCCAAGAGAAUUCUCAUACUUAUAAAUUCAUGGGCAUGUUUCUAGCCAUUAAAACCUUCCUUACCUAUGAAAUAUGUCCCUCCAAGCAAAAGCCAUUGGGGAACAAAAAAUAAAAACAAAAACAAUCUGAGCCUAUUGACUUAAGAGUACACUAAGCAUUCCUCCUAGUCUUUUCUCCAUUCAAGAAGUGUCCUUUAGAUAAAUGAUAAAGACUUCCAGCACCAGAAGGCCUCUUAGAUUGCAGAAAAUCUUCUUUAAAUUUUGUUCAUUAUCAUUCUACAUAAUCUCACAGUUCUUCAUUUAUUCUCCAUAGGGCUGUAUCAAUGGUCAUCGACAAAAGUGACCAUAAUUUCUUAUUUCACCACAAUGAAGCGUAUGUUCAAUCUCACUGCAGUAUUUGGAAUCUGCAACAGAGUUAUCAGAGCUAGUACCGAGUUCAAGACUGUUUGUGCACUGAAAUGGAAUCAGGGUUUUCUUUUACUUUCCCCCAAGGUUGAGGUCAUUGCUUAUAUCACUCAACUUGUUUGCAUCUUGUAUUUGAAAACUGGUGCUCAGAAUGCUGGAACUAACAAUAUUUUCACUAAUAGGUUUCUGAGACUUGUUUUCAUUUACUUGUUUUAUAUACAGUAUAUUAAAAGAUUCAGGUUCAAAACAUUUAUCAAUAACAUCACUUGCCUUAGAUGCCUGCUUCUUUGCUUUUUCCUAUAUUCUGCACUGCUCAACCUCUUCCGUUCAUCUCAUGAUGAUAAUUUAAUAACAACUAAAACCAAACUAUUCCCAAAGUUAAGCAACAUGUAGCACAAUAAACAUUCAGAAAACAAUGUGAUAUAACCACCAUCACAAAUGAGCACAAAUCAUCUCACACUAACACAAUAAUUCAUAGAAGGUCCAUGCCUACAUUAUGUACUGCACUGUGGGGCUACUACAAACAUUUUAAGAUGAGCUUCUCCAAGUUGUUCUGCAGUCAGACCAGGAUCGAUGUAAUAUGCUCAAACCGUCUUGCCCCAGUGAGUAACCUGGCCGCUAAAUUCUGCACUAGCUGAAGUUUCCAAACUUUGUUUAAAGGCAGCCCAACAUAUAUGCUGACUCAAGCCUUUUCCAGAUGACCUGUGUAGUGAUUUUUUAUUUAUUUCUUGCAUCCUGAUGUUUUUACACAGAGGUUAUAUGACAUUGUAUUGUUUUCCCUACCUGCUUAAAACAUUUUGUUUAGGUAAGCCUAGCUACGCACCUAGAAGUUAAAUCUCUUUUCAGUUGCUGCUGAUUUUAAUCUUUCUUUGAUAUUUUUUUAAAAUAAAUGUUUUCAGUUGUUUUUAAUAAAUAUUGUGUUAUAUUUUUGUAAACUAUGGAGAGGCUUUCUUACAAUCAAGUAAUUAAUGCUCAAUACACAGCAACUUCUGGUUGGUUUGUGUGGCAGUUAUAGGACACCACUAAUAGAAGGAAUGGAAGAUCCUUUACUUUGCUAAUGUACACAGGGCCAACAGUUAAGAACAAAUGUCUGUAAGUUAAUGUAUGCUCAUUAUUUGUUAAGCUCUUUAUAUGAAGAUAAAUUUAACAUUCAAAGCAAUAGUACCAGCACAAAUUCAAAAUAUAAAUUCCUCUUGAUUACAUAGCAGCUAUUGCUUGCUGGUGGUGUUUUAUUCCAAACCAGAAAUCUUGUUAUUUCGUAUGAGCUUUUGUUGGAAAACAGGAAUUAAAUUUACAUUUUGAAAUCAUACUCUCUCUUUUUUAGAGUUAUAAGGGUGCUUUUUCACCUUGAGCUGAGUUAAAAGCUGUUGUAUUGAUUGCAGUGGUUGGAAACCAUCUGUUAAAUUUUUAAUUUAGCUUUAUUUGGCAGGUAUGAGUUUUCAAUUGAUCUCUUGAAAGGCUACGCACAUUCUGUCAUAGAGCUGCUAUCUUCAUUUUAAAGAUACAAUAGCUGGAAUGAAUAUUUUAUGUAGUAUCUGCAUAAAUGAAUAUUGACUAAAAGCAAAGUAUAAUUUCAAACUACAACUGCUUACUUGCAAAAUAAGGGUUACAUGAAAGGCACAUAUUUCAUUAGAGUUGACAUAAAAUCCUGUGUUUGGGGUAAUUAUUUGAAUGGUAACAGAACAGUUAUUUGCAUCUCUCACCUUUCUGAAGAAUGAGACAGUUUCUCUAAACAAGCAGCAGGAUGAGGCGGCAAAAGUUUGAGGUGCUAGACAGAAGCUUCAAACUACAGGUGAGCAUGCCCUACUCCCUGUGCAUAAAAAAGCAUAACACGUUAUGGCUGCUUUGCUGUAUUAAUCUUUUUUAUGUGGAAAUGGUCUUUAAAGAAGACUAUUUUUAAAAAAUCUCAUGUAGUCUGAAUAGGUGUAUUCUAGUCUAUCACUUUAGCUGCACAUUCUGAUCUAUAUAUGCAGGAAAUGAGGCUGAAUUGAGAUGAGGGAGUCCGGAGGUAGAAGAGUGGACCACUUCAGGUUACAUGUGAAAAAGUUUUAUGCUUGCCUAUGCAAAAAAACUCCCUGCAAGUAUAAAACUAGCAUAGCAGGGCUGAUGUCCUAGUUUUUAACUAGCAGGGACAGAUUUUUAAAAAUUGGGCACUUUCAGAAUGGCAUCCUGCACCUGCACCCUGAAGCAGUACCAUCCAUUCCACUACAUCAUUCUGCUGUGUGUGUAUUCAAGUCUAAACUGGAUAAAUGCCAAAUCAAAGUCAUUCUCAUUUCAGUUUUUAUGUAAUUAAUGGUACCAUUCCUCCGGGCAAAAUCUGCAAAUUUUCAUUUGCAAAAAGAUGCCAAGUGGUGUUGCUCAGCUUUAAGAGCUGUCUAAAAAUGUAGCUCCUAUUUUAUAACAGAGUACACUGGAGGAUAAGUAGUGUUGUACGGUAGGAUUAAAAUUUGGAAUGCAGGAGUUCACAGCCAUGCCCCCAAGAAAAGCCCCAAAAGCCAGGCAGCUUUGUUGAUUCAUUUUUGUAGAUUUUUUUAUUUACAUCUAUAAAAUGUACAGUAUAUGCAGCAGGCUACAAUAUAUGUCCAGAAGCCUGGGUUUUUCUUGGUGAGUGAUAAUAUUUGUAGGCUUGCAUUAACAAAAUAGACCCGGGUGGCGCUGUGGUCUAAACCACAGAGCCUAGGGCUUGCUGAUCAGAAGGUCGGCUGUUUGAAUCCCCACGACAGGGUGAGCUCCCAUUGCUCGGUCCCUGCUCCUGCCAACCUAGCAGUUUGAAAGCAUGUCAAAGUGCAAGUAGAUAAAUAGGUACCGCUGCAGUGGGAAGGUAAACAGCAUUUCCGUGUGCUGCUCUGGUUCGCCAGAAGUGGUUUAGUCAUGCUGGCCACAUGACCCGGAAGCUGUAUGCCGGCUCCCUCGGCCAAUAAAGCGAGAUGAGCGCCACAACCCCAGAGUCGUUCGCGACAGGACCUAACGGUCAGGGGUCCCUUUACCUUUACUGUUACUGUGUUUUGAUAUGCGACCAACAAAGCAACUAAAAUAAUUUAAAAUUUUAUUUAACUCAUUACUGAUUAGUAGAGGAGUGUCAAAAAGCUUCAUGUAAACUAGAUAGAAAUGCUUGGCUCUUUUGCCUUCAUCUGUUCUUAAGAUAUUCUAGCCCCAAAGCUAAUUCAGCAAUUUUUAAAAAAUAAAAAAGUUAGCCAUUUUAUAGCCACUGAUUCCAAUCUGAGUAAAUCUCCUUAAAUUCCUAAGUAUUUUAGCAGAACUGAAUGUAGAUUCUUCUGUAAGAGAUUCUUUCAUUGGAGGGUUUUGGGGGGGGUUGGUUAUAAUAAAAAUAAUAAUGUGAUGAGUUUGGGGUUAGAUUAAAUUGGUUUUUUUAAAUCCCUUCCAAUCCUGUGAUUCUAUAGAUGUAACAUGGGGUGGGAGGUUGGGCAGAGACAAACCAUUUUUUAAACCAAAGUAGGUCUGCUUUGUAAUGUAAGCAAGGACAGCAAAACUUAACAGCUGGAGAACUUUCUGGAAUAUGGGUGGAAUGGGGCUUGUCUUCUUCCCCCAUUCACCUGCCUGGUGGUUUCAUCAAGGUAUCUAUGUGUGAAAGUGAACAGAAGAGAUUGGUAGUGUUGGACACAGAGGUCCUUCUUGCUCUCUGUGAGCAUCCAAACCAUAGCGUUAGGAAGCACCCUAGAAAUAUGAUGGGGAGCAGGGUAAGUUGGAGUUUUCAUGCUGGGAAUCUUUCCAUGCUAACAACUAUGCUGAAGUGCAACCAGAGCUUCAGGCAAGCAUGAAGGGUGGAAAACCUAUAUGCAUCUCAGGGCAUUCUCUACCUUCCAAAAAAUAUAUAUAUAUAUUUUUUAAUCCCCAAACUUCAGGGAACUUGGAGAAAUCUAAGAAGUCUAUCCCUAUUCUUUCUCCUUCCCUUGGUGGAAAGGGAACAUAAAGAGGUUUGUUGGCCCCUCAUAGUCCCCAUAGAUUUUCACAUUUAGCUCAAACCUGCAUUGUAGAGUUUUGCUGCUCAGUUGUGAGUUUUGUCCCCUUGUAGCACAUUGUCUGCUAAUAACAACUGUCAACACCCUGUUGUCUGCCUACAAAGUGCCCACCAUUUGGGAAUUUUGAGCAUGUGUGUAUGUCUGAGCAUCUUGGGAAGCUAUUUUCAUGAAUUUAUUGCGUUAAUUUGUUUCAUGUAAUGGGAAAAAUUGCUACUUCCCUGGGUGAUUGCCAAUGGCUUCACUGAGAGCUGCAUUCCCAAAGGUUCUUAAACUGAAAAAUGUAAUCUUUCCAGUAGCAUUUAUCUGGCUACUAGUAAUAUCAGUUGCCACUUUAGAUGUGUAUUCUAAUAAAUGACAUUCCAAUUAGGACAUGGAGUGAUCUGGGGGGAUUAGUAUUUAAAAAGCUGCAUAAAAGUAAAGCUCUUGAAGUGAUUCUGCAUUUAACAAUGUGGAUGCUGCUGAAUGUCACCAGAAAUUUUGCUAAAUACUAAAACAGGCCUAUCUUCAAAUUGCUGUGGCUGGUGUCAUUCCCAUUCCUUGCAAUGAGACUUGCAGCAGUUCAGUGCUUUGAUGAGAGCAGACUCUUGCAAAAAAAGGCUCUUCAAGGCAAUAACAAUGCUUUCAGAAAUGGGUUUUAGAACAUUUAGCACAGGGGUUCUCAAAUAUUGUUAAAGUAAGUCUCACUCAGUCAAGGAUACACCUAUUAGAAUCCAUCUGUGUGAAAGGCAGAGGAGGUGGUCUGUGUAGGCAGCUAUUUUUCAGUUUGGGCUCAGAUCAAGCUGUUAAAGGAGAAGAGGAAAUAAAACCUAGACACUCACAAUAUAUCGGGGUGGGGUGCGUAGAUUGUGCAUGCAUGAAAAGGAGCAAUAAAAACUACCAAAAAACCCCAGCUGUGCCACUAUUAUCUCACUCAAUAUACAGUAUUAGUGAAUAGCUAUAUGCAACUGUAGCACUAAUAUGCAAGUUUCAGUUCUGAAGUAUGGAAUGCAGAGUACUGUAAUUGGGAGGAAGGGUUCAAAUUGAAUUCAUCUUUGCACAGUGGCUCGGGCCUUCUUAAGGACAUCGGGCUUUCACUUUGAGAAAUUUAGAUUUAGCACAGUAAAGUUUAUAGUACAAAUGAACACAUAAUUCACACUGGCCCCCUGGCCUGUAGAUUUUACAACCAAGCACAUUCCUCACUAUGCAUAGAACCCACUGUAAAUCUGAGCAUCUAUGUAUACAUUAAUGGACUACUUUGUUGUAAUGACCCAUUUCUUGAUUCAGAACAAGGUUGUCUAAUAUGAACUAUUCCCUUCAAAAACCAGCAUCCCUCCUUCUCCUGAGACCAGUUCCCACCUUUGGAAACUUGUGUCACUUAACCAGUUUUAUAACUGGAAGCUCAAAGUGGCCCAGAUGCUUCUUGCACAGAUCUCUCACCCAUAAGUUUGAGUCCUGCCCCAGUUUUCCCUUCUCAUUUCACACAAAACUUGUCUAGCAGUAGUGAUUAUAAAGCUUUCCCCCUGACACAUAGACAAUUGAAUGUGCUUGACUGUAUUACCAAUCAAAUGCUAUUUCCCCAAGAAUUUGUUUCCAACUCAGACUGUGAACUUUUCAUCCAGUAAUGCAGAUGUCCCAAGUAAUGUAGUUUUCAAGGACACGUAUUCAGUACUGGCGCUGAUUUCCAUAAACACUUGUGUAACUGCUUUUGCGUGUUGAGUCCCACAAUGCCACCCCCCAAAAAAUUCACACUUCACACAUCAAUUUUUGUUUAAGGUUUUUGGCAUAAUUUUGGCCACAACUUUAUUCAAAAUACAAAAAAUGUGAGUGGUUGCUUAGGCAUUGGUUAUGACUAUCUGUCCUUGCCCUCAGGGACAGAGCUGGCCUUCCGGACACCAACGGAAGCCAGCGUGGGAAACAAGUAUUGGGUGAGAAAAUGAAGCUGGGUAUCAGUCCCUCACUUCUCACCCUCAUGUUCCUGUGGGGCUUGCACGGCCCAAGUCCGAUUCCAGGGACAAGGACGAAAAGAAUGGCAAGCCCCUGGAUUCCUUUAACGGAAUUCCCUUUCCGCAUCAUUUGGAGGGAUAGGCACUUACCCCUCCAAGCACCAAUUUAACCAAUGCCUAACCGCCAUGGAGCCCACAGCUCACCGCCAAACCACUCACAGACCCAACCAAGCCCUCAGCUUGGCCACCACUGCACCCAGCCAAGCCUCAUUCCCUGAGGCAGAAAGAUGCGCGCCAUCAGCUCUGAACAGGAUGCAGCCUGAAAACGAAUCCCUGGAUGGGAAAUCACAUCGCCACCCAGCUCAAAAACCUUUUUGGACACAGCAGAAUUGAUACGUUUUCUGGCCCUUUCGGUGGCAGCUGGGCAACGACUGCCCCUCCAAACACGUCGUUGCAAAAGCUUUGACCAAAAUUUUUUUGCUGUCGGCACCAUUGCUCGCAGCACCUCCAGGUCGCCCAAAAUUGCAGCACGUAGAGAAAAACAGUCCAUGGAAACCAGGUCGUUCUCACCCAGCUGCACCACGACAGCAGUGGGCGGCCCUUCCAGCAGCACCUGCCUCCGAAUCAGCGGCAGGAAUUCUGGCUGGCGCAUUCCCCGUCUGGACAGCCAAGGCAACUGCACAUGUGGAGGAAGGCCGAGACCCGGUCCCAAUCCGGACUGCCGUGCACUGAUGCCAGCCCAAUGCAUGAUGCUGUGCCCCACCAUCCAGAUGCGGACAGCUGCUAAACCUAAGAUAAAACAAGCAAAAAUUGUAAGACACCAAUAAUGUUAACGAACAUAACCUUUGAAUGCAUUCGAUUUCCAAUGACCUGUAUUUUAUUUCCACUGCCUUAUUAACACGCUUUCCGGCCUUCUCGGUGGUAGUUUGUCUAGGCAUUGGUUCCCGACUAGCUGCACCUGACCUCAGCAGGGCAGCACUGACGACUGGGCCCCACCAUAUCGUCAGUACCAGCAAACAUUGUGGGGGAGCAAUGAAUCCCAAGGCAAUCGCAUCCCGCCAGGUGUUGUUCCACAUAGGGGAAAGAUGCACCCCAUCUGCCCUAAAGAGAGCAACAGCCUUGAAGAAAAUAGCAAGGUGCAAUAUUACAGAACCACCUAAAGCAAGGACCUAUUUUAUUUUAUUUGUUAUUUUAUUUUAUUUACUUUAUUUUAUUCUAUUGUCCACCGCCUUAUUAACAUGCUUUCUGGCCUGCUCGGUGGUAGUUUGUCUAGCCAUUGGUUCCUGACUGGCUGCACCUGACCUCAGCAGGGCAGCACUGACGACUGGGCCCCACCAUAUCGUCAGUACCAGUAAACAGCGUGGGGGAGCAAUGAACCAGGAUGACUCAAGCUCACCCCCAAAUGCUCCCAGGGACUCUUGCGUGCCCCUACCCCUCGAAAGGGGUCGACAAAAGCAUGGUGAAUCCUUGGAUUCCCUUAAUGGAAUAUCUUUGCGCAUUGGAGGGGACAGGUGCUCCAACUUCCCCUCCAGACCACCUUGAACCAAUGCCUUAAAUUAUUUUGAGUCCUGGGAGAGCUGCCAUCAACUCAAUCCAAGCCCUCUUGCAUGCAGGAAUGCAAACUUAUGCUGGAGGAAGACAGCAAACAUUCUCGCCCAGCUGUACCACCAGCACUGCGGGAGGACCUGCACAGGUCACACUCAACCGCACCAAAGGAAGGAUCUCCUCCCAAAGCAUUCCCAUCUGGACAUCCAGUAUAUGUUCACAUGGGCAGGAAGACUGAGAUGGCGCCCCAGUCCAAACUCGUCAACCUGCUUGCCAGCCUAGUGUACAAUGCUGUGGCCCAAAUGUGCACAGCUGCUCCUAUGAAAAAGGAAAUAACAGACAAGCAUCAGCACAGACAUCAUUGUGACACUUCCUGAUAUAACCCUUGUCAGCGUCAGACUUCCAAUGACCCGUAUUCACAAUCCUGUCUACUGACAGGCCCCCAGUGUGCAGCCUUUGCAGCAGCACCCAAUCGUAAGGAAUGAGGCGUGUUCAGCGGUAAGCAAGCCGCAGGCCGUAAUAACUGGUGCACGACGUAAGCACAUUGAUGCCUGGCUAACGGGAACCCAUUUUCAUGCACUAGGAGCGGGCCAGCCCCCAGGGAAUGAAAAGCCAAAUAUUCUGUUAUCCAUAACCGGGCAAGGGCCCUCCUCACCUGUGGCGGGAAGCCUGAUUGUGGCACUCCUGCCCACUAAGUCUGUUUUAGAGUUCCCAACUCUAAUGACAAGCUCCAAAGGAUAAGGAAAAGUCCUGAAGCAAUAAGCCUCCAGACUCUCAGCCCCAUGCUGGCUCCAACAACCAUUUUCCCAAGCCUCAGUGCGAAAAUGCAAUGGACUACUGAAAGGAGUCUCGCCUUGAUCUUUAACCAGCAGACAAGUUUUAACUUGUUGCAGAUACUGCAUAAGUAAAAAUUGACCGGCUUCCUGCCCACUGUCCUAUGAGGUUGGAGCCUAUUCCAACCUUCCAAGGCCAUGCGCACUACAAACUUUAUACAAGGGUCUCUGAAAAAUAAAGCUUCAGUGUAACAGACAUUGCAGCGGACUGAAUUCUGAUAGUUAUAACGCACGCCCAAUCUGCAGCAGGUGGACCAAAUACUGCGGAUCUGCUCAGAGGAUGGGGGCCAGUUCAUCUGAAUGGCCGAGGACUGCCAGCUUAAGGCUAAGAAAUCCAUCCAGGCCUUCUCAUAAGAGCUAAAAGCAGAAGGGGAAAUGGAAGCUGCUGCUCUCUGUAAUUACUAAUUGUUGUCAAAAUGCCACAGGUGGUCUGGAAAAGUCUGGCAAUAGCUGAGUCUGGAGCCCAGGAUCUGAAGCACUUCAUCUGAAAAUGGGAUAGAGUGUCAGCGACAUCAUUAGAGGAUCCUGUAAUUUGGAGAGUAGAAAGCACAAUAUUAAACCUUAAGCGGCGCAGCUCGAAAGCAUGAAUGGAGGGGCGGAGACUGUGCUAGAGCGUGAGGACUGUUUUGCUAAGACGCUCACCACUACCUGGUUAUCAGACCAAAAGCAGAUCCAAUGGUCACUGAACUCCUCGGGCCACAUGUGAACUGCUACUACAAUGGGGAAAACUCAAGAAAAGUUAUGUCACAUGAUUGCCUCACCACACCGGGCUUGAGGCCAUAGCUUGCACACCAGCAUCCCUUGAAAUAAAAACCAAAGGGCAAAGAUCCAGCAGCACCAGCAUGAACCUGAAAAUCCCUGUGCGGGUUCAAGGUAUCCUGCCAUGGCGAACUCCAGAGAAGCGGACACGGAGCAAUGGAUCCAAACUACAAGAAAGAAGAUUCCACCUAAACAUUAGGAAGAACUUCCUGACAGUAAGAGCUGUUCGACAGUGGAAUUUGCUGCCAAGGAGUGUGGUGGAGUCUCCUUCUUUGGAGGUCUUUAAGCAGAGGCUUGACAACCAUAUGUCAGGAGUGCUCUGAUGGUGUUUCCUGCUUGGCAGGGGUUGGACUCGAUGGCCCUUGUGGUCUCUUCCAACUCUGUGAUUCUAUGAUUCUAUGAUUCUACUAUUGCAUACAUUCAGGAAUUGCUACCAUCGCCUGAUAUCUGCCUUCACCACACUUGGUAGGCGUACACAAAGGUAAGGGGACCUCAGGCCGCAGGCAGCCUGGCCUAGUGGGAAGAUUAAUUAAGAGACCCAGCAAGAUCGGAUCUGAUGAAGCAUCACUUGCUACAGAGGAAGUAUUACAAAAUAACUUCCUUCAAGGCAGACAGCUUCUCCAUAGGCAAGUGGUAUGUUUUAGCAACGAAUAUCCAACUGGAUCCCUAAAUAAAAUGGGAAUAUGGGCAAAAGGUAUUGAGCUAUUGCUUGCCAGCUUCCAGCCCCCACUGGGCAGGGGGCAUCUUGUGCUGCCAUCAUGAUAUGUAAAUUUACAGGGCCGAGGCUGGCCAGAACCCUUAAAGAAGUCCCGACAAAGCUGCCGCCGAGCCAGCUUCCUUUUCAGACACACACUCUGUGCAAUGCAAAAACACACUCCAUGCAGUGCACACACACUCCAUGCAAUGCAACUACACACUCCGUGCAAUGCAACUACACACUCCGUGCAAUGCAACUACACACUCCGUGCAAUGCACACACAAACCCUCUGUGCAAUGCAACUACACACUCCGUGCAAUGCACACACAAACCCUCCGUGCAAUGCAACUACACACUCCGUUCAAUGCAAAACACACUCCCUGCAAUGCAACUACACUCCAUGCAAUGCAACUACACUCCAUGCAAUGCAACUACACACUCCGUGCAAUGCAACUACACACUCCAUGCAAUGCAACUACACCCUCCGUUCAAUGCACACACACUCCGUGCAAUGCAAAAAACACUCUGUGCAAUGCAACUACACCCUCCAUGCAAUGCAUACACACACACUCCGUGCAAUGCAACUACACACUCCGUGCAAUGCACACACACUCCGUGCAAUGCAACCACACCUUCCGUACAAUGCAACAACACACUCCGUGCAAUGCAACUACACCCUCCGUGCAAUGCACACACACCCUCCAUGCAAUGCACACACGCUCCGUGCAGUGCAACUGCAAAUCUCUCAUGCAAUGCAAUGCAUUUGCAGCCCGUGCAGCGCCGUGCCCUGCAACACACGAACUGCAAUGCGGGCACGCAAAGGUGCUUUCUCCCGCUUGCAUAUUGCAAACGUGGCGCCCGUUACAUCCCUCGCAGUGAGGUAACCACCGAAAGGACUUAAGUGUCCAGGUAGAGCAAUGGGGGAGCAUGCAGCUGUCCCAUACAGGGACCAAUCCUGCAACCCAGGCAUUACCAGCACUAUGCGCUGACCCAGUGAAACCAAUGCUUCAUGGACCACAUGGGGACACUAUUCAGGCCGGAAACGCUUCCAGGCCAUUGAAUUCUAGGGCAAAGCCCUAGGAUCACCUGCUAGGCCAGGCAUAAAUGUUUCCAGUGAAAUAGCAGAGUUGAGGUAGCCCACAGCUUGUCCAGGUACCCCUGCUUGCCCUUUUAGAGGGAAGCACCCUUUCAAGAAACCCAAAGUUCUUUUUCACAAAUGGGCCUAACUACCCAGCAACAGAAUAGCCCAAAAGGAGCAGUUUGUUUUUGUUUUGUUAUAACAAUGGCUAAGAGGGGGAUAUGAACCCUGUCUCCCAGGUCCUAGUCCUACACUUUAGCCACUAAGCCACAAUGGCUCAUCUCUAAAAUGGCAGUCGCCACUAUCAGGGCAAAACAAACUUAAAGAAAAUAAACUUGUUCAGAAACAACAUAGUUCAAGAGCAUAUACAGAGUGCUCAUAGUCCUUGGAGGCACAGGGAGCCUCCGGGGCCCUCUGUCUGCCUCAGAUAUACAUUAGCAGCAACUGGGCCUGCAAGCAGAUACAUUCCUAUAGCGAGAAUGAGUCACAAUGACUUAACAGUUAACUGCUACCUGUAGCAGACUUAGGCUUGGAAGUUAUGAGCAGGCCGAAUAGGCCUCCCUGCUUCUGCUCUUGAGAAUCUUAGUCUCAUAGCAAUAUUAAAGGAACUCAAAUUAGUGCUCCCACCCAAGGCUAGCUUAAAAUUUGGCCAACAGCACUGCACACACUCAAAAUAAAGCCAACCUUCGGGGAUACUAUAAACGAAAGUGAUUCCAGCUAAGCUGGGAACAGCCCUGAUUAGCCCCACAAUUUCAACAAGAGAAAUGGGGGAAACCUUUUUGCGAAAGAAAGCCCCUAACGGGGGCUCUCCCUAUUGGGAAAGGCAAGCCACAGAUACAGGGAGAAUCUUCCCACAGGGCAGGGUAAGGGGUGGGGUGGGAAAUCGAACAGGAAAAGGGGGGAAUUAAAUUAUUUAAGGGACUAGAGAGGAUUAAAGAAAGGGGAAAUAAAGAAAUAAAGAAAUGUAACCAGACAAUGAGAAGAUUGUCCAAGCGCUCCAUGUGAUCCGGUGCAAAAUGGCCAAGAGGACGUCCAACGUCUGGCCCCUGUAUUUAAAGACUCUGACCCCUCCUCCAAAUUGGCAACAAUCAAAACUCCCCAGCAACCCAAUUUUAACCACUUAAAGGCUUGGGUUCCUCACAAAAUCUGCCCAGUAACGGCAGGGUGGCUUGUUCCCCCAACCGCAACACGUGCUCUCUGUUAGGGAGAACACGCUUUGUGUCUAUACACAUGCAUAUGUGAACCCGUAUUUCCCACAUUAAAGCAUAUGGUAUUCCCCAAAUAAUCAUGAGAACUGUGGGUUGUUAAGAAUGCCGGGCAUUGUAGCUCUGUGUGCAGGAAAUUACAGUUCCUAGGAUUCUUUGGGAAAAGCCAUCUCCUUUAAAUGUGCUUUACUGGAGACAAUUGCAUGCCAUAGAUGUUAUUGCAAUGACAAAGAUACUCUGUAUAUAUACAUGAUAUUCCUUUGCUUAUUUGAGGAAAAUUCACCAAUUCCAAUAAGUGCCAAUGUAAAUGAAUCAAACUGUUUAGUUAUACAAAAUGGGAGACAGUGAGUAUAAUGACUUUGUGCCAGAGUAUAUAAUAGGUUUAGUUGCAGUAACUACUCAUUUGCAAUGAAUACUGCCGUAGUAUUCCACCCUUUUAUGCUUCCAAUUGUCUAUGGAUCAUUUAUUCUAGGUGCCAUAAGUAGACAACACUCACUUUAAAUGUAAAUGUUGUGCUGAAAAAUAUACUCUUCUUUAUAGUUUUCUCUGUGAGCAAUUUAUCUCUCCCAAGGUGAAGUAGAAAAGCCUGAGAGGAGGCCAUGGCUCUUUGUAAUUCUUAGCUCCAAAGACCCUCUUAACCUACUUUGUUCUCCUUGACGUUUUUUACUUCUAUUUUGCAUUUUAGUGAGAAGCCAAAUAGAGAGGAAGUGAAAGUAAAUUAUUAACUAAAUACAAACAUGGGUGCUUUGACUUGUUUUGCUAACCUUUAUAUGUGAAGUUUAGCCAUAAAUUUCUCCAAAGUGUAAAACCAUAAGCAACUUUGCUAAAUAUCAGACAUCAGCCUGAGCACAGAACCCUCAGAGGCCAAAUUAUGAGGAAGGUCCACAUCUUUAGGUGGUAAAUGAUUUCAGUGCUUUAUUUUUCUGGUCUGCUUUAAUCUCACACUAAUCACAUAGAACUACUUGUUUCCUUUUGCUGUUAUUUUCUAAAUUUGCUACUUAAUCCCUGCUACCUUGUCUACCACAGGAUGCCUCUUGCCACUAAAUCAGUGCCUCAGGUAAAACUGUAGAAGCUUUGGGUGAAGAAGACGGGGAGAAUUGCGUGACAGCGGCAAGUGAGGGAUGAUAAUCACCAUUAAAAUAACUUUUCACUAGUUUAUAAGAAUUGAGAGCAGCCUGGAAUUGUGGAUGGUGUCAAAGUAAUCCCAAACUAGAAGCUGAUAGAAUUACACUUCAGUAUUUAAAAAUUAAAUGUGGGCAGCAGUCCCAUUCUAUAUAUUUUUCCUCAACUUGGCUCAAUGAUUGUAUUUUUAUUCAUUUCAUUUAACAUAAUUUAUAUACCACUUAAUGGUAAAUAAAACCUAUGAGCAGUUUAUGAAGAAAUUAACGUUAAAAGCAAGCUUUUAAAAUUCAAAAUGUAAGUCACCAGUUAAAAAUAAACAUUACAAGCUAAAUUACAGAUUAAAAUGCAUGUCAAUUUUGCAUGUCUGGGUAGGUUUUCCUAAACAAAAAGGUGCUGAAAAGAGAAUAUAUAUUUGCAGUGACGUGAAUCUAUAUAUGCAUGUUUGGUAAGAAGCAAUUAUCACUUACAUACAUUGUUCAAAUAAGUUAAUAAUAAUAAUUCAGGACUUCGUGUUUACUGCAUGCCAAAAACAAAAAUGCUACCAUCUGCAAUGCCAAAUUCACAAUUGACAAAAUAAAGUAGACAAGUUUAGGUCAUCUGAGCUGAGGAACUAAUCAGAAAUGAUUUAUCAUUCUAAUUUAAUUUGGCAUCAGCAAAAGAAUGCCAUCGCAAAAAGAGGCGUGAGAUGCACACACAAACACACACAAAACAGACCUUGGCCGAAACCCAUUUCUGACCUCUAAUGUCUGGACCUAAUGAAUAUGUCCUAUUUAAUUGACACCGAUUGAUUGAUUGAUUGAUUGAUUGAUUGAUUGAUACCUAUUUAAUAUGUCUCUGUAACCUUGAGAUCUAGAAACCCCUGAUUAAAAAUGAAAGCUGGGUUUGCUCUUUCCAUUUUGCCAUCCUUUGCUCUUGAUUUCUUAGUCAUUGUGCUAGAGAGUUGGGACCAGGUAUGGGCAAGUUCAAAGCUAUUGCUUAGCUACAAAUCUCCUAAGUAGCCUUGAACAACACAUUGCUUGACUAUACCAUUUCCACUACUGCUUAGAUUCUCUUACCAGCAAGAUUUUGGUCACGGAGCAAGGUUUCUACAAAAGCGCAGGAGCCAUCCAACUAUAAAUCACAGGUAUAUGAGCUAGACAAGGUUACAUCAGCAAUAACUAGGCACCAAUUUUUUUAGUUGCCCUUGCUCUCCCACCCCUUCCUGGAGCAUGAGCAGGGCCCUGGCUCAGAACAUGUGCUGGUUCUGAACCCGUCCUCCUGACUAGGGCUCAGGGAAGGGAAAGGCUGGGGUGAUCUGAGGGAUCUGAAGCUGGGAGGUAGGACCAGCUAGAUUGUGUUAGAUCCCCCAAAUCCAUAGCCCCCCCGAAUGGGACACCUUCUGGAGGGAGGGUUUCUACUGCCUCCCCUUGAAACCCAUUAAGUGCUAGGUGGGCUAGCUUGUAUGAGCGCAGGCUUGCAUUGGUCACUAUUUUCGACUACAGCAUGUGGAAUUCUGAAGAUGAUGUAAGCAUUCACUUUCUCAUAAGAGAAGAAGAUAGUUUGUUAUAGUCAUGCUAAGCACUCACCUACUUUUUAAUACACCUACCCCUAGCCCCAGUGUUGCCGUUCUUUUACUGACUGUUGUAAUAGUUCAUAAAAUGUGCACAUCACAAGUAAUAGGAAAGCUUGCCGUACAUAGGGGGAGGUGAUUUGUGUAAUUUAUCAGCUGUUGCAGCAAAGCAUGUUUCUUUUUGUUCUAGUUCCACCUAGAAGCGUUCACAUUACUUCAGGUACAUUGGUUUUACUUUGGGAUUACGUUAGAAAAUAUUAGUAGGGGUGGGGGAAUACACAUUGUACUUGGAGCAUGAUGCCUUUAUUGUGUAUCUUAUUUGACUGAGUGAAAUAAUUUUAAAGCACUGCUUUGUUUCUCCCUCUUACCCCAGGCUAUGAAUACAGAAGAGGAGCACGAACACUGGCAAGAUAAGGAAAGCUACCUCUGUGCAGUGUGCCUGGAUGUUUAUUUUAAUCCUUACAUGUGCUAUCCCUGCCACCACAUCUUCUGUGAACCUUGCCUACGCACACUCGCCAAAGAUAAUCCAACCAGCACUCUGUGUCCUCUGUGCCGCACGGCAAUUGCCCAAGUUUUUUUCCAAUCAGGUAUAAAGCUUUCAAAGAUAUAUUUCCUCUUUCCUAGUAACGACCAAUAAAUAUUUAGCUGUCUUCCCUCAAAGUGAAUGUUCAGGACUAAUUAGACACUGUACUCCAAAUCUAGUAUAAUGGUAACUACUCAUACAUUAGGCAUGAUGGUAGCAGAUCCAUGUGUCUAAAUCCACAUCUAUUCCAGUUAUGUAGAGAAAGGGAUGGGUACAAAUGUUAGUAGCGAAAGUGGAAAGCCAGGAGGGGGUGUUAAACUGUCCCUCACCAAGCCAGGAGGUUCUUCCAAGACACAUUUGUCUUCAACUGGGCUUAGAAUCACCAAUAUUGGGAGAAAAGCACACGGGGAGAUUGUGUGUGUAGCACUCACUUUUCCAUAGCCAAACAGCCUGCCCCUACAUAAGGGGGGCGGAUGCUGCUUGAAACACAUAAUCAAUUACAUUCUUAUCUAGUCGGAGCCUUAGUGGUUACAAGUUUCUCGCACUCUCUUCUUUCAGGUGCACCCAGAACAGCACUCCAGAACACAAUUUUUGUUGCAGGAACAAAAAUAUAUGGUUUUAAAUAGAAUUAACCCUAAAUACCAGGAUGCAUUCACUUAAUAGUCUUACCUGUUGCUAGGUCCACCCCCAACCCUGUUUGAUGCAAUAAACCCAGAAGCAUGGGCUAUACAAAAAUUAUCGAUUACAGCAGGUGUUUCAGUUUUUUCCACAAUAUGAUCUAUCUCAGUCCAAGUUCCUGUGAAUAGCUCAAAGCAUUCCUCUCUCACAACAUUAAAAUUAUAGCAAUAGAAACCAGAAUAGCAGUAAUCCAUUCUUCUAAGAUUUCUCCAGCUAUGCAACUUUUGAAAUUAAAGAGUGGGUACAAACAUUAUCUGGUUGAGCUUAGAUACCCUGCAGCCCAGAGAGCUUUUUCCUUAUUAAGUUUUCAGCUUUGAAAUCUGCAGUAACGGGGGAAGAGCACUUGGUAUGCCCACAGGACCAGAUAAGAUGCAUUUGUGGUUCAAUGGAAAUUGAAGAGCUAGCUCAUUAUUUAUUGUACUGUCCAUUAUACAGCACAUCCAGUGAUAAUCACUUGGGCGCUUUUCUAAAGAGGAUGAGUAAUGGCCCACAAAAUUCCAGAUUAAUUUUUUUGCUAGGUUUCUGCCAAAAUGGUGGCAGAGACAACUUGCCUGAUUGAGUCAGGAAGGAAGGCUAUUAAUUGCAAAGGUGAUGAGAAUCAUUAGUGAUCCUGUGUUUAUGUAUUGAGGUUUUGGACAGCUUUCCUCUGCACUAGAGCCCAGGCUAGACUAUGCUUUCCCCCAAUCUUCUCUGCAUAUUUAUUUAGAAAAUGUUGAUACUAUUCUUCAUCCUACAACUGAUCACAGAAUGAUAUCCAGCAAAAUAUAAAAACAUUAUAAAACACAAACAAUAAUUUAAGAAUAAUGGAAACACUAAACCAUCAUAAAAUCAUAAAAGAAUAAGGCAAGGGCUAAUCUCUACCAAUUUCCUGCCACUUAAGUACUGCAAGCUGACUACCUAGAAACUUCAUCAGCUAAUAAUCUACUUUACGGCGCUGCUAUAUAAAGUUUCAGAGAGCUCUUUAAUUGCAUGUGCUCAGCUUCCUUAGCUAUGAUUGAGACCCUUCUGCUUUAAAAUCUAUACUUAAUAUCCGUAUGUUUACUUCCUAGACUGCAGCCCUUUAUAUAGCUAGGGAUGCUAUAUAAGUAUUCAAGAAGAUAUCACAUCAUAAAUAAAUAAGCUAAAAGUAUUGCUCUGCUUUCCUUUGGACCCCAUCAGUGAGUCCAGUGAGUCUUGUCGUCUGAGCAACCCAGGACCUCCAUACAAACUGCCCAGGCUUAUGCUCCAGAGAGGUCACUUUAGUGCUGCAAGUACACUGACAUGUAGCCUUGAACCACAGUGUAUAUAGCUAGACAUCCCCAAAUGCUUACAUGCAACCUAUCUGGAAUCUGCUGUGGCCAGAUCCUAAGCGUCCUUGUUCAGUGGAACUUAUUCCCUGGUAAGAAUGGAUAGGAUUGCAACCCAGGUCAUGCAACUGUAGCCUGUAUUUUAAAUUAUUAUUAUUAUUACAAGUGCUAUAUAUUUUUUUUUUUAAAAAAAACUGCUGCAGGAACUCAACCAAUUUUUAGAUCAUGCUUGCCAGGUUUUCUUAUAUGUGUUUUAUAUUGAAUGUUUAAAUUUUUUUGGAUUUUAAAAUUCCUUUAUGUGCAGCAUGGAGACUCUGUGUGUGUGUGUGUAAUAUGUGAGAAAAGUAAAUAAAAUAUUUGGCAAUUACAAAAUUUACAUGAUGAAGUGGUUAAGAUUUGUGACGUGUUUUUUUCCUUCCCCCACACUGCAGAACUGAACAAUUCAACAAAGGCUCACUUUCCUAUUGAAUAUUCAAAAUUAAAGGAAAACUUUCAAGAAUCCGGUUUAGCAAAAUGGCCCCUCCCUAGUUGCAGGAAGGCAUUCAGAGUUAUUGAAGGUAAGAAAGAUUGCUAAAUAUUUUGCCUUUUCAUGUGUCACAUGCAGCCUGUAGCAUUCAUGUGAAUGGAUUUGAUGCCAUUUCUUGGCCGCUACCUAUAAAUUUUGCAGCCCAAGGUCUACAGAUUCAUUACAUUACAUGCGCCAGAGUUCAUAACAGGACACUACUAGGGCCCUGUAUUGAAAGAGUAUAGGAUAAUACCACUGUUCAGAUUGGUGGGUCUAACUGGUAUUUGGGGUAGUCUAUGCACCAUGUUGUACAAUAUUAUUGCUGUGUUUCCCAUUUGAAAUCUAGGUAUGUGACAUUUUCCUGUAAACUUACUUUACUGUCAGUUUCCCCAGGAAAUACAGGUGUGAACCACCUGAAAUUUGCUUUCUUUUUCAUUCAGCUUCCUACUAACUUCCGCUUACAGGUUUUCAAAAUCUUAAGCAGAUUAUAAAUGCUUCUAAAUAAAUAAAUAAUACUAUUGCCCUAUGCAAUGACGUGUACAAUCUUAUAAUAGUAUAACUAUGAUCUUUGAUUCAGCAACAGCCAUUGCCCUCUAAUAUGCAUUGAUGCCUCAUGGGGCUUGGAGUUGGCUUAAGCUGAGGUCCUUUCUGUUUCACGAAUGCUAAGAAGUAGGCAGAAAAAGAAUAAGAGACCCUCUAUCAUGGUUCAGAAUAGGCACUGCCAUGACAUGACUUUAUCACUUAUUCUAGGGAGCAGAGCCCUGCACUGACUUGGUUUUAUUUGAAACAUUAUUCUUUACUGGCAAGCCUUUGAACAAGAUUGGAAGGUUAACUCUGAGGGUACUAUAUCCAGAAUUGAUAAACAGCUGACCCAAAAGCAUCUUCCAGUGUAGUACUGUAAAACUGGGUCAGUCAAGGUCAGUCCUUUUUCACUGAAAGCAACAAAAAAUGUUCUGUGGCCUAUGGAGCAUUUAUGGUUCUGCUCCCAGGCAAAAUUUACAACCAGCAAAGACUAUGCUUUUCUCUUCUUUCAUUGAGUACCAUUGUCCUACUAGGCUUGUGCUGAGCAUGUAUUUUUUGUUGUUACAUAACUGUCAUAAACACAGCACAGGACACACAUUGUUGCUGGUAUCCUUGUUUGCCCAAUGUCACUUUGAAAAGAGUAGUCAUGCAAUAUGAAAUGACAGAUCUGAUGGAAGCAACUUCAAAGAGUUGAUCUAGCUAAAUGUCAGAUAAAGGAAGGAAUCUGCAGAAAUGCUGUUGGGAUUUUAGAAAGAAUAAUCAUAAAGAGAAGGAAUGUCUAGAUGCCCUUUAACAUUAUUUACAGAUGUAUAUUCAAGAGUGAAGAUAAGAUGACAAAGGCGGGCUUGGGCAUGACCUCUACUUCUGUCACAGGCUUGAAAUUGAUGGUUCAUUAAACCACUUCAAGCUUUGUAAUUCUGUUAUUUAAAAUACCAAAAUUUAAGAGCAGUUUUAGUAUUUCAGUGAACUUCUUCAGGAGGUUGUUCAUUUCCUUCCUUGUAGGAAUUACGAGAAAGGUUGAACAGGCACCUGACAGGGAUGCUUUAGGUACAGCUAUAUUGACAGAGAUUAGGGAACUUAACAACAGCCCUCUGGUUUCCUUGCUGCCUUAUGAUUCUAUAAUAAUGCCCACCUAGUCAUUAAUAAGUAUAUUAAGUAUCAGUUAAUGUUUAACCAAAAAUACUCAUGAAUUAAAAUCACUGCUUCUCAUCAGUUGGUAAUUAGCAUCCAGUUUCAAAUCUGAUUAUUGGUAUUGACUAGCUGUGCUAGCUUAAGACUGUUUUUGUUAUGAGAAUUGCUAUGAGUUACAUAAAAGAGUAAUCACUGAGAGUCCAAAAAAAAACACCCACCCAAAUGAGUGUGCCCAAUCAAUUUUACUGAGUAAAACUCUCAGUAUAUCCUUGGUUCUGCUUUCAUGCCGGCAAACUACUUGCUGGCUCUUUUUUCUAAUUCCUCUCCCUGUAUUGUAUCUCUUAGGAUUGCUAAAAUAUUUAUAGAAUCUCUAAUGCCUUUUGGGUCACUCCUCCCAAAGGCUCUGUGAGCCAUGUUUUAAACAUAAUGCAUUAUGUUUCUUUCCUCACCUUUCCACACUUUCAGAACAUCCUGAGUACAUGUUGCUACAGAGAGCUUGUGAACACUUCCUGUUAAGACAGUUUUUCAUUGAAGAAAAAUAAUAGAUUUAAGUUCCAUGGAAUCAGUGAAAACACUGUAUCCAAAAAGCAAGAGUAUUAAAACUAGAGAUAAAACAUACAAACUACUAUCUUACCGUUUGUAGUUGUUUUACAAUGCUUUACGUUUAUUUUCCUUAUUACUGUAUUAUUGUUUACCUGCCCUUUGCCCUAAGGCCCCAGACAAUACAACAUUUAAAACAAUUUAUUAUCACAAAUAUAGGGUGAGUCCUGAAAAUAGAUAUCUCAGGCAUCAAAGCUUUGCAUCUUCAGCAUUCAGGACAAACUGUAUAGUGAAUUGCCAUAUGGACCACUGUGAGGAGUUCCACAGCUUAGGGAAGAAGGCUAUUCUGUUAUUUUUAAUAAGUGCUUAUUCUGUAACAAGUGAAAACAUUCUCUUCUACAACAUUGUUCUGAAUCACUCAAUCAACAAUUAGCCUUAAGACCUGCUGUAAUUAAGAUAGCUACCCGCAUUGCUCAAAUAAUUAAUUACAUGCUCACUUCAUAUAUGUAGCAUUUUAAGUAAAAUUGUCCAUUACCUGCAGUUUUCAUCAUGUGAAAACACUUCACAUAAAUUUUACAUGGGCAGGUAUUUUUCAGUCCCCCACAACCACUACACCAGUUGAAGUCACUGAGAUGCAAAUUCUUUGUGGCAGGCACAAGUAUGGGGUACGAUAGUGGCACAAGUGCUUUUCUGCUGUGCUUCCCACAUCUCUUCCACCCCAUCCUAUUUCAGCUGGCACAAUGGUUCCACCAGUGACUUGCUCUGCCAGUGUUCCUGCUAUUCCUCUGGGGUAAAGGGGCUUCUGCCAAAUCCUGUUGCCCCUAGGCCAGCAUAUCUUGAGUACUGUGCCCUAAAUGGGUUGGGUACUUACUGGCUGUGACCCAAGCCUGGUAGAUGCUACUCAUGAAGAUGUGGAUGUCCUUUUGCUUUCUAACUCAGCAUACUAUGUAGCCUAUGAUGAUGAAGAAGUAGAUAAAGUAAAUCCAUACCAAAGGCUGAGCCUUGAAGAUUUGGAAAGAAUAGCACUAGAUCCUGAACCAACUCUCUUUCAGAGCCCAAGUUCUUGUGCAUGAAGCUCCAUUAUAAAUACAAAGACACAAGUGGAUAUUUCCAUACCCUUAGAGCGGUGAUGCACAACCCUGAAGAGGAUGGAAAAGAUACUCUUCAGUGCAUUGCAGAGAUGCUGCAAAUCACAAAAUAAGCCAUGGGGUUAGUUGUAGCCAUUAUUGAGAAGAAACUGGAGAGGAACAGCAGUAAACCCCAUGAGGACGUCAUUGGUAUUAGAUCCCAAAAUAGAGGGUCCCUAGCCCAAUGAAAAUACUACUUAAUGAGAAAGUUCUCAUCUCUUAAUCAGAAAGUGAAGCAAACCAAAUCCAGUGUAAACAUGAGCAACCUUAGAUAGUUGGGGAACUUUACAAAGCCUGAAUUGAAGGUCAACUUCUUAAAGCCCAACUUGAAAGAGAAUCUUUGGAAAUCUGACAAUAGUCUUGAAACCAUGGAGAAUCCUGUGAUGGCCUGGGACUCGGACUCGGAACCGGAGGAGUCUCAGUCCACACCGGAUCCUUUGCCUCAGGCGGCAUCUUAACCUAGUCUGGGGCCUGAUUCUGAAGAUCCCCAGUCUGCACAGGUUCCCUUGAAAACAAGCACCAGGUGGGCCGAGUCAGGGGCCUGAGCCUGCCCUGGCUCCAGUUGCGGCUAGUACCUCAUUGCCUUCAGCUGGGCAAUCACUUACAGCUGCUCCACUACCAGUUGGGUCAGGAGCGGCUGAGGCGGCCUCUGGGUCCAGUAACCCACUGACAUCUCCUGAGCUGCAGAGACUAAGGUCUGAGAGAAGGAGAGACCUGAGUACUUGCAGGAGGAGUGCUCACCUUUGAGUGAGACAGGGAGGUGAGUCACCGGGCGAUCAGGACCGGCCAUUACCCCGACAAAGAUAAAAGGCUGUCGGACCCUGCCUCAGGUUGCGGGAGCAACGUUGCUGUUUGCUAGAACCUGCCUGAGACCCUGUGCCUGACCUUGCCUGGUUUCCUGCCUCGUGUCGUGCCUUGGCCCUGUCGGACUAACUCCUCGUGGAACCCUUGGAUUCGGGACUGGAUCUGGACCGUGUUGCUCGGGUUACCCCUGGGCCCAUCACAAAUCCCAUGACAGAUCCUAAAGCCAAUGCAGAAUCUGAAUUGAGAUCUCCUCAGAUACGGAUUCAUUCUGAUGAGUACCUUACAGAUUCCAAAGCUGAUGAUGACCAGCAGUUCAUGGACUCCUCGGAGAACGUGGGACAGAUAGAUUAUGUUCUGCCCAGUUGUGGUAUCAUCGCCUCUGCUCCUCGGCUAGGCAAUUGGUCCCAGUCUAUACGCAGCACUGACAUCAAUGUUAGCAUUCCUGUUCCUUCAGAAAUUCACGUGACACACUAUGAAGACCAAACUAACAAGUCUGAAUUGGAAGGCAAAGGACCCCAGGAAACUGCUGCCACAGACAAUGCCGUAAUAGAGUUCACUAAGCUGAUUGAUGUCUACUGCCACAGAUUUAUGCAGGACGCUCAAACUAAGAUGACAAGUGUUUCGGAAAUGGAGAUGAAUUCUCAAGAAGCCCAGCAAGAGGUGGAUUGUGUUAGCAAUAAUGCUUCAAAGAAAACUGAAUCUUGUUUGGGAACAGCUGUUGAGGUUCCUUCUAGACCAUCUAAAUUGAACGUACCAUUUUCAGAGUCAGGAUCCCAAUUCUUAGCAGUAGAAAACACCAAUGCUAAGUCUCAUAACAGUCCAGGCUCCUCAUCCAGUGUACUGGAAGCUGGGUCAGGUUUCAUAUGACUCCUUCACCAGCAGAGAAUAAUGGCAGUGGGGCAGUUUCUCCUUUUGCAAAGAUUCAGAGCUCCAUGGUUCAAGUGACUAAUAUUACACAAGCUGGUUUGACCCAACAAAUCAGCUUUGCAGUGGCUAAAGUCCAGAAGAGCCCAGCCGAACCAGAAUCUGUAAAUGAAAUUCAGCAAAAUGAACUGAGAGAAAUGUUCACACGGUGUCAGAUGUGAAUAAUUCAGAUCGAGGGAGCAUACGCUUCAGAUUUAAGUUGUACAUACAGUAUUGCUAAACUAAUGGUUUGUAACGGCCCUUUGAGGGGAGGGGUGAACCAACUGCCACUAAGUAUUGGUAUCAAAAAAUGCCAGUAACUAUGUUUACAGAAAGGUUUGGGAAAUGUUAAUUGGGUUCUGAACAGGUUUCAGAAUUAUUCUCAAGUGAAGGUAAACUAUAUUAAACAGGCAGCUCAUACACCAGUGGUUGAUGUGCAUGUUAGUUUGUGUGAUCAAUUGCACAACUAUCUUUUGAGACCAGUUUCUACAGGCUUUCUGAUUUAUGUAGAAGCUGGUUCUAAACACCUGUUAACCCUAAAUGUAUUUAAUGUUAUUGGCCAAGUGAUAGUGAGUGUCUGUGCACGGGUGCAUGCCCAUGCAAGACUCAGCUCUCAGUUUUAACAUAAAAGUGAAUUGAUUGGUGUUGAAUUGCCAGGAGAACAAAUCCCUCUAUAAAUAUUUCUGUAAUUAUCUUUAAACUAUUUUGAAAUGAUAUGAUAAAAAGUGUCAACGCAUCUGUGAAACAGCCAACUAUUUUGUUUAAUUUCAGCACAAGAUGUGCUCGAUACUUAAAUAACAGAUUUAAAAUAGCAACAAGCCACAAUGUGAUAUUUCCUAACAUCUUUAUGUUAGUUGCUUAAACUCUCAGUAACAGUAACAUGCCUGGGUGUGAAGAAUAUUCAUUGACCUCUGAUUUCCAGGUUAAUAUUGGGAACUUUCCUUGUAUUAUAUAAACCAUCUUCAAGUCUUCAUGCACAAAUCACAGAAAGUAGUUAUAUUAAUCAGUUCUUACUGAAAACCUGCAUGUAGGACACCUGUAUCUAGUAAUUUAUUUCUGCUUAAUGUGCACAAUGAAACUGUCAAUUUGGUUGAGGAAGUAGCACAGAGACAAUGGAGGAAAUUCAGAGACUUUUACAUCAUUUAAAAACGUUUCCCAAGCCACAAUACCUCAAGGACUGCCUCUCCUCAUAUGAACCAACCAGGACCCUGCGAUCAUCAUCGGAGGCCCUUCUUCACUUGCCUCUUCCAUGAGAGAUCCAAAGGGUGGCAACACGAGAACAGGCCUUUUCUGUGGUAGCUCCCUGUUUGUGGAAUGCUCUCCCCCAGGGAGGCUCGCCUGACACCUUCAUUACAGGCAAAAACAUUCCUCUUCUCCAAGGCCUUGGGCAAUUAAACAAUCUAGGGUCUUUUAAACUGUGGUGGGGUAUUACUUUGUUUUUUACUAUGUUAUGUAUUUUUAUGUUAAGCACCCUGUGAUCCUCAGAUGAAGGGUGGUAUAGAAAUUUUAGUAGUAGUAGUAGUAGUAGUAGUAAUAGUAAUCCCCACACAGAGAGAGACACUUAAUCAUCUCUAUCCAGCCAUGUACAAAGGUUCCAAAGUCUCACUUCAUAUGAAGCCACUGAUUUUGGAAAAAGUAAAUUUUGUAGAGCCUGAAUGUUAGAAGAUUCAGGACAGAUAGAAAAAAGUAGUUCUUCAUGCAGCACAUAGUUAAACUAUGGCACUCACUUCCUCAAGAAGCAUUGAUGACUGCCAACUUGGAUGGCUUUAAAAGGGGACUGUACUGACUGCCACAGUUAGAGGCAUUAGAGGUUGGAGGUUGUUGGGAAUUGCAGGUCGUGUUGUGCUCAUGUCCUUUUAACAAGCUUCCCACAGUAUUCUGGUUGGCCACUGUGAGAGCAGGAUGCUGGGCUGAUCCAACAAAAUCAUCUGGCGUUAAUCAGAAAUAGCAAGGUUCAAAAGCCAGUUGGGAACAUUUCAGCAUUCCAGGACAUUCUGUAAAUGACCUUAAAGCAGCCAUCCUGGCCACGGUCUGUCAGAGAACUAUUUGUCCAUCUAGCCCACUAUCUCUCUCCUUCCUAUGUUCCUUAAUGCCUUUAUUGUGUUUCAUACCUGCAUGGUUUAUUUUUUGAAUUAAAUUGCAUUCCAAGCAGUCGUUUGGGGGUUAACAAUCAAGUUUUAACUUGAAGAAAAUUUUCAUGCAUUUUCCCUCCAAAUCCAGAAACCUUCACCCAUAUUUGUUAUCUUCAUUAACAGCUGUUGCUAGCCACCUGCUGUGAGGCCGAAAAGGAAACUUGAGUGACUGUUUUCCACAUGAUUUUUUUCAGCAUCACACAGUGCUCACAUCUAUAUAUAAAAUGUGCUGCACAAUCAUACAAGGAUAAAUCUCACUUGGCUAAAAUCUCCUGAGUUGUGAGAAAUGCAGGUACUGCUCUCAGCUUAGAAUGUGCUAAAAUGUUAGCUUCUGUUUGAUUUACCUGCUACUCUUUGGUUAGCUACUUAGAUUAAAAACAAACAAACACCGCCUGUAGGUUUUCCAUCACUUUGCUCAUUGACAUUCUUCUGUUCAUAAUAAAACAAAAAUGAUGGGUUGUUGUUGUUUUUUGCACCAUCUCACAUAAUGUCUCUAAUGGACUUUUGCCUGUUGUUUUUCUUGAGGGUAGGAGAGAGUGGUUAUUUUCUAAAAUGCCACAAAAAUCAAUGCAAGGUAAAGAAAACAGCUGAAAGAAGGAAGAUGAGAGCAUACUGUUAAUCGAAUCACAGACAGUUCGCUUCUUGGAGCAAAGACUGACUGUCUCUUAUUCAAUUAACACAGUUCACUUUUGCCUUCUUUGUUCUGAGAGCAGUAGAUUUUAGCCUGAAAUCAUUAUAGAUUUAUUUUAUGUUUCUUAAACAACUGAUGCAAAAACCUCUGGGAGCAUUUUUAAACAAUUAGUCCCAUAUAUAUAUAAUUUCAUUGGUUCUGUGGCUGUCAUACAGAACAGUUUCCUGAUUGGCAUCCUCUACCUCUCUUCAGACUUGCUUCAUAAAAGCAUCCAUCCCCACAGUUUGCCUUACUAGCCGCAUAAAUGUAACACAGGCCACAUUGUCCCUGAAACAUCACAGGGCCCCAUCAUUGAAAUCUACAUGGAAUAAAUUUUAAAGACACUGAGAAACUAGUUGAAGGGAGAACUACAAGGAAGGUAUGUGAAAGAAGACAUUUGAUUAAAACAGCCCUUUUUUGUUUGUUAACAGAAUUUUUCUAGAUAGAAGUAUUCCUAUCAGGAAAAAAAUUAAAUGGCGUGAAACAUGUUCUAAGGAGCUGGAUAUCAAGCAGACAUUUGCAUCAUAUUACUAAAUACAGUAUGCAAGAGCUAAAGCUUCCUAACAUCACUGCAAAACAGGCAAAAGACUUCCAAAAUUACCCUUUACCCUUGCCACUAAAUCUCUACUAGAUGUCUGGCAGACCAAGAUUAUGCUUUUCUUAUACCUAGUGCCUUUCUGUUUGCUGAAAAUGAGUGAAAAAUGUUGACAUCCUUCAGUAAUGGUAACAACAUUCGGUUUUGCAGGUUAGCAGAGGCUAAUGGGGUGAACUACCCUUCAUUCCAAUUGGGUAAGGAAAAAUGAUGAGCCCAUUGGUCCAUCUAGCUCAGUAUUGUCUAUCCUGGUGAGCAGCAGCUCUCCAGUGUUUCAGGAAGGACCUUUUCCCACCCAACCCAGAGAUGCCACCAAGGACUGGACCUGGGGCCUCCUGCAUGCAAGGGAGAUGGUCUGCCUCUUGAGUUGCAGUUCUUAGUAACACAUAUGCUUAUGGUGCUGCUUGAGUUUGGGCCGGAGACCAGGCUGGGAGUGGGGUGAUCCUUCCUUCUUCCCAAAGGCAUAUGGAAAAUAAUUCUUAAAAACAAAGAAAAUAUUUUAAAGACUUUAUGGAAAGCAAAAUGAGAAACACAACUGGUGACUAAAGAACACCCUAUUCAGCCACGUGUACUGAGAAGACCCAGCUUCCCCCUUUUUUAAUUCGAUGUGGACUAUUAAAACUGAAUUAAUUAAGAUAUAGUAGAAUGAAUUUCCUAUUUAUGUGACAGGAAGUUCAGACAGGAGCCUAAACUUACCGUUUUUAUGCUUUUGGUGCAUGCAGUAAUGAAUCUGCAAGAGCCUUAGAUGGAAGGGUGUUUAAUACUAGCAUGUAACUUACGCUUUGGAUUUAUGAUUGCUUUUCAUUUACUCUUCGAAGUCAAGGGGGCUUCCCAUACAGUUCUGGCGGGGAAAAUUGGGUCAGACAUUUAGCUAAUGCAGUAUGAGAUGUAUGACUGUGGAGUUCACCAGCAAGAACAAUUACAGUAAUAAAAUUUCUAUUUUUGAAUGAAAAAUGAUUACAUUAUAAAGUCUAAUCCAGGGUAAAUAUAAGGCAGGUUUGCUUAAAGUAAAUCACACAGAGAUACAAAUCAAGGAUUACAUCUAUUCAUCUGAAUCUUCUCAACUGGUGCAACUUAACGUCACAAGUUCAACUAAUGUCACUAAACGUUUGCAUGAUUAUGUUUUGAUUCAUGAUUACAAGAUGAUUCAAAGUUGUUGAGGCAAAAAUAGCCGCCUGGCAAAUUUUGUGUUAUAUUUGCCAUAUGAACGGAGAUAAAUAAAAUAUAAUCAAACGUAGCCAAUUUGAUUAAAGUCCUCUGGAGAGUGGACUACAUAUAGAAGAUUUAUAUAUGGAAAUCAAAUAGUUUCACACCAAUGGCAGCACUUGUCACUUCCAGAUUCAUUCCUUACAAGCUGUGACAUAAAAUGAGGAAAUAAAACCUAGGUGCACAUUUUGUAGUGAUGUUUAGGAUAUGUUAAUACCCCAGAGCCAUUGAAAAUAUACUCUAAAAGCUUUUAUGGGGGAUAAUCUAAGAUACUUCUGUUAUUACUGUAUUAAAACCUUAAAAAAUUAAACUUUAUUAGAUUAAAAUUAUUGGGGAAGAAGCUGAUCUGAUAAUACAGAAUGUAAUUUCUGCUAUUGUGUGCAUGUUAUUCUGGCAUGAGGUUUGGCAUUGAGCCAUCUUUCCCUUAUACAUUUUUAUCUCAUUAUUUGAGAAUAAGACUGCACUAUCAAUUAAAAAAUUGAUAAAAUAUUAUUCCCAAUCCAUUUCAUUUAAUUAAAUGCUGGGAGAAUGGGUUGGUUUUGUAUUGGGGUGAAUAUUUUACUUGUGUUUCUUGGGAAAGGGUCUUAUUUUGGGAUACAAACGGAAGUUGGCUGUAGUGACAAAAGUUUUGUUCCAUAUUCUCCUUUUAUCACAUAUCAUAGAGCAAAACCAUGUCAGAUUUUUAAAAAAUAAUAAUAAUCGAGAGUGAUUUAUUAUUAGCCUUUGAGGGACUGGUCACUAGGAGGUGGUUUUUGAUAUCUCAUGGCUUUUCUUUUCAAACUAUGCACAAUAGCCUCAUAAGCACACAUGCUCUAACUUUAUAAAGAUCUGCAAUAGUUUGACAUGCAGUCACAUUUUUUUUAGGUCACAUUUUUAAAGCAAUUUUGGCAUAAGGGUAAGUACAUCCAUUACAAAGGCUGGAAGUUGCAAGGGGUUGUAUCAUGUAAAGAGCCUAUCUGAAAGGGCCACCCCAUAUUGGAGACAAUGCUGCAUGAGAAAUUAGGUAACGUAAAGCAUAGUUGGUUCCAGAUAACCCAAAUUAGAUCUUUCACGAGCUCUGUACUGUCCAAAUUGAAAGGAAUUUGCUCCCAAACCUCGUUUGUUUACACUCCUUGGGGCAAUUGAAAGGGUUAGCAUCUCAGUUAUACAAACUGCUUGUUGAUAUCAUUAUAGGAUCCUCAGAAGGCUUGAGAAUGGUGUGCGAGGGAGAUAUAGGGCGUCUUGUUUUAUUCUAUUUAAUUUUUAGGGAUUCUUGUUUGUUUUAUGGUUUUUAACUCCCCAGAGGACAUUAUUGAGUGGUAUAUAAAUAUUGCAAAUAAAUAAAAUAAAAGGCAUAACACAGAAGGAAAGAAAGAUAGGGAGGAAAAAGGAAAAUAAGCAAAAUCUAGCACAGGUGCUUAAAGUUUGUGUACUAAGAAGCUUGAAUGGAAGCAUUUGGAGAGAGAAGAAGGGCGAACUGGAACUGACCUCUCAGCAGAGCCCGCGAAGUGUUUCCUGAUUCAUAUCAUUCCCUCUUCUACAGCCAGGUGGAAUGACUGCUGCAAGAUGGCAUAUGAAGGAGAGAUGGGAUCAAAUGUAGCUGGACUAUUAUAUUAGCAUAUGGUUUCCCCCUGUCUUUUCUCUGUGUAUCUAAGAAAAGGAAUUUAUACUAGCUGUAUUUUUGACAGAAUUAUAACUUGUUCUUUUUUUUCUGGUCCUGCAGGUUUUCAAAACACAGAUUCCUUUACCCGAAGGCAUUUCCCACAUGCUGCUCACAGGAUGGACUAUAUGGACUUUGAGGAUGAUAGCAGAGGAUUGCGAUUUGACAUGGACAUGGUGAUAAUCUACAUUUAUUCCAUCAAUUGGGUUAUAGGAUUCAUUGUGUUCUGCUUUCUCUGCUAUUUUUUCUUUCCCUUUUAAGGACUUCUAUUUCCCAUUGUUUCGUUCAGCCAUCAGGCAUGGGAACAGACAUACCCUGAUGUAAAGAGCAUGUAGAAGACUUGGAUUUACUGUUUUAAAAAUUGAAAUGGUUAAAAUAUCAAGAGUAACCCAGUGUCCGUUUUCUAAUCAUUAGGUUUUUCUGUUGCAUUUUGAACUUUGAAUUGUGAAGAAGUAUUUGUAUAUAGUGUGUAAUUUUACUAAUGCCUUCUAAAAUGGACACACAGUUUUCUGAUCGAAUACUUUCUUUUUGGUUCUGUAUUGCCAACAUUUAAGCACAUUAGAGCAGAUUCAAAUGUGCAUAUUCACUGCAAAGUGGCUUCAGCUACAAGCUACAAUUGGCAUGUUUGAAACAGUCUUCAUAGUUCACAUCCUACAGAUAGACCCUCCAUAUCACCUCAGAUAUAAUGAUUUCUGUGGAGGAGUUCACACCUUAAGCAGCUAGGCUUCCUUGUAAUGUUUGGAGUUCUCCAUAUGAUAUAUAUACUGCCAGUGGGAACAUUUUAGGGAAUGGAAUGUUCAGAGUUGGUCAGUGUCAUCAAGUAACAAAUAAUCAAGUGAUGGUGCAAGAUAUCAGGUGAUGAAUAUGAACAUGUGAAUCAGCCCUUUGUUUCUUUCUUAGCACUUGACAUGCAAGGUGGAAUAAGGUUACUUGCCUGUUACUUUAAGCUCACAUCUUAUACAGAUUCACACAUGCAUACAGAAUCAACUGAGGCAUGAAUGAGCAAUCACAGCUCAAGUCAGAAAGGUCGUAUCGCCACACAUUUCCUUAAACACAGUGUUUUUCAUUAGAGACUGCUCACACAUUCAGCUGUGUGUUGUCAAGUGUUGAAAAAUCAAAUAAUCUUUACUUGUGCACAAACUGCCCUUAGAUGUAAGAAGACUGGAAGCAUUGCAAAGAUACAUAUGUCACACAUUCUUGUAACACACACACACACACACACAACCUCAAUAUGUGGAAGAAUAGGUAACUGAAAAGAUUGUGGCAGAUUGUUGUUUGGCAUUCUGAUGUUAGUCCUGUUAAUCUCCUCUGCUCUCAGUAUGACUGGAUCUGGAUCCAGCCCAUAAUUUAACAUAGUAUUUAUUAUUUCUAAAGUGCCUAAAACAAAUCAAAACAGGGUGCUAUGAAACAGAGUUAACCACAAGAAAAUGGUGCCCCUCCAAUUACAAUCUAAGUGUGAGACAGCAGGUGUAACCUUUGGUCUGUCUAAGAGAUUUCUACUAGAGGAAAGCAAUGUAUACUGAGAAAUAGAGGCAACGAAAUGCAAGCGCUAAGAAGUUUUUUUUUUUAAAGCAUUUUUAAAUGAACACGAUAAGCCAAUGCAAAGAGAAAAGAAGAGGACAAACACUGUUGUAUUUACAGACAAGAAAGAUGAGAAAUAUUCAGAGCAAAAAAUAGAUAUUUAUCAUUUUAGAUAGCUUCUUAAUUAAAUAAGCCAGCUUCAUAAUCUAUGGUUUGAAGCUAGGUUGUUUAGAAAAUGACCAGAGUUUAUUUUAGACUAUGAUCUAUGCUUCUUACCAAAAUUCAUAGAAAGUGAAAUUAAAUACUGUACUGCAAACAUUUUUCUCCAAGCUGCACAGAAGUGCUGAGCUCAGGCUUGUUCUAGCUCAUGCACUUUGCGGUGAACCAUGGUUUACACGCAAGUCAGCCCAUACUCUCAAGUUCACAGCAUCUUAAUCUGCCAAUACUAUACACUGUUUUUAUAGCCCAAUCACAAAUAUCACUGGGAAACUACAAGGAUUCUUCUGAGAAAACACUAUCACAGAUGAGCAGCAACUCACUGAGCAAAUUUCUCAAAAUAACAGGGUUUUGCCCUUGCGGGGCCAAGCACAGGAAGCGUGCAGCCCUGGUGCGGGGCUGCCCAAGGUAGAAAUGAGACUCAUAACAUCAGUUUGGGGUUGAAAUAGACCACGACUUUAUUGAUUACAGAUGUAAGUAGGCUUAAGUGAAGGCAUUGGAAAUGCAUCAGGUAUCAAGCAGCUCACCAGCUGGUUGAUCAGAGGUUUGGUUGACCUUGAAUAGCAAGGCUAUCUAUUAUGUACAUUAAAUUGGGGUGAACCCUUCAGGGCCGCCACUUGGAAGGGUGCUAUGGCCCAUCUUCCCCCGUGUGGACUCCCAGAGACACCCCUUCCCAGAUCUCCUUUAGCCAAUAGGCUAAAGAUGCAACCCAAUGCCUUAUCCACCCGAAGUUGUGACAAUUGCUAUGAGGUAGGCAAAAGCCUGCCAACCAGCCAGUUUGUCUACUGGAAAAUAUCAUCCCUGGCCCCAAAUACAGCAACUGAGUAUUCCAUGGAAAGGUCUGCACGCUGCCUCACCCACCCUCCUUUGGGCAGGACCAUUCAGAAACAGGCUGGGAGGGUGAGGGAUCCAACAAUAUAUGAGCAGCCAACUUCUGCUACAACUUGCCUUUUAAAUUAUUUAGGCGGACUUGAAUGGAGCCAGGUCUGUUGCCAUAGCCACACUCCUUCAACACUCUGAUUGGUCCAUUCAAAUGGGCUUUCACACCUUACAAGGCAGCCACUUGAGUCGUGAAAUGAUGCAAUGGGACUGGGCCACGCCGGGCCGCAUACCAUGCUGCACUGCAGUCCCAGGUAACCAGCCAUCCUUUAAAUCUAUACCUGGCAGCUUCCUUCUGUCUGUGCCCCAUUCCUGACAUACUUUGUACAGUCAAUCUGUAAAGAUUUCCAUUUUAAUUCAUUAACUCUUUUAUCCAAUCUUUUUUGGCUCCCUCUUUUGUAUUUAGCUUGGGCCAGAAAAGCUUAAUCUGUAUUAUCUCAAAGGCAAAAUACAGACCAGCUGAAAGCCUGGGGAACACCUGAUGCUGCAGCUGUGCUAAAGCUAAGCAGCUGUUGCUUCUUCUAUGCAAUCCAUUAUAGAACUAUGGAUAUCUUUUAUCACUGUAUGUUCAAUAUAGCAAUACUGUGGGGCUGUUUAAGAAUGAAAAUAUAAACUUCAAGGUUUUAUUCAUAGAUCUGACAUGCAGUUUCCCUCACCAAAGGAUUUAGGUUGUUUGGUGCUUAUUUGUCAUAAGUCUAUGACUCAGUUGUUCCUGGCUCACCAUAAUGAAGAAUGUGAAGUACAUUUUCAGCCAAAAUGUGUUUUGUACUUUGGAGCUUUAACAAAAAAAGGGGGGGGAUAGUUCUGAAGAAAUAAUAAAGUAAUUGUUUUUCUUGACCUGACUGAUUUUUUUAAAUGUCAUUCUAUAAAACAAAAAGAUUUGAAAAUGUAAAUCAUUUGUAAGAAUGUAAUUAUGGUGCUUUAAAAAAUAAAUAUCAUUAAUAAACAUUAUAUCCAAAUCUAUUCAAAACUAUAAGAUAUAAGUAAUCUGGUAUAUCUUCUGUACUUACAUUAAUAAUCUGGUACACCAGCGCCAUAUAACAUAAUAUUUAGGACAAGUCCAUCCUCAUAUUACCUUUCAGUUACUACUGCACAUCAAAAGUUUAAGCUUAUAUAUCCAUAUGGAUGACUAUCCAUAUGGGAGGCUAGCACUCCACCUUCUCUCUGUCAAUUUCUUUCUUUGUUACCUGCACUGAUGGGCAAGCAUGAUGUUUCUAGGGUUGGAGGUACUCAUAUGCCAAGGACUAGAUUCUCAGAUGGGGUUGCAGGUCCAGGACAUGGUGUCUAUGGAGGACCCAACUGAUGUUGAAGUCUGGGUUGAUAUACCAGAUGAACCUCUGGUGUUGCUGGUUCAUCUGAGUUAUCUGUCCAGCACCUCAUCUACGUCAAAAUCAGAGCCUGAUACACUGCUCAGUGUGGUAGUCAUAAAAGGAAACAAGCACAUUAGUUGCUGAGAAAGUUCAGAAGCCUAUGCUCAUUAAGGACCAAACUAGAAGUACAGGGUAAAUGCAUUUGUGUCUUUCAUUAGCCUUUCAAACCCUGGAACAGAAGUCCGUUGUCACAUCCUAUUAAUAUUCAACUGAGCAAUGUUAUCCCAGCAAAGGCCUAAGAAAGGCUGAUUUAUAUCCUUGCAGUCAGCUCCUCUCUCUCUUUCUCUCUUCCUGAUCAUCUGCUGGCUCUCAAUGCACACUUGAACCUUCUCUAGUUUCUCACUCCUCUAAAGUAGACCCCUGGUAGGGAAACCCACUGAUGGCCCUCGAAGCACUCCUCUGCCAUCUGAUCUUCUGAGCUUGAUGUCUUAUCAGCUCCUGGGGGGUGAGGAUGUAGAAGGAGAGUCUGGGUCCAGGUGCUGAUGAUGCUCAGGGGGUCCAGGCAAAGUGUCUUUGGGACUUGGUCAGACUGUUCAACUAUGGCAUUGGGCUCUUCAAGCUCCCUGGUGGCACUGGAGGUCUUGGUAAAGUCUCAUUCCUCUUCCUCAGAUGAAGUCCCCCAAGAGUCAUGGCCAGGCUGGACUCCAACAGUGCAUGUUAAACAUGUGUUUGGCCCAUUCAAAUAUAAAGUAAGGCUGGUGAGAAGAAGUGGGGGGGGGGGGAGAGAGAAAUUAAAACCUGCACUCUAUAUGAUCUGUCACCUUUGUUCUCCAUAUCUGUGCUCCGCAACUACAAGCACGAGGGUGAUCUGAAAGUGGAGAUGUUGACAUCAGGCCCUUGUCAUGGUCAAAUCACUUCCUGUUGAGAUUUAGGCUUUCAGUGCCUACAUAGCUGAGAGUAAGCCAUACUUAACAAUACUGUGUAUAGGAUUGCACUGUUAAAAUCUCAUCUAGCCCUAAAAGUUGGACCUGGAAUUGUCCUUCAGGCCUUGAAAAUAUUGAAGUUGUUGAAGACUAUGGUUGCAGUUGAUACCAAAUUGAACUCUCAUUCUUGGCAGCUGUUGAUCACUUAGAGAAAGUUCUUUUCAGAAAGCCAUAGCCAGAGCAUAUUUCAAAUGAAACUUCUGUCUUUGUAGGCGAUGGCAUUAAGCAAAUGGGACAUAUUAUGAAUGUCUCCUCCUUACCAGCCCUAGCUUCCAGAACAGGACUGGAUCCAGGCACCACUAAAUCAAUACUGACUGUUUCGCUGGUUCAGGAACCCAUAGGAACAGAUCUGUAAUCAUGGCAAAUGUAACAAAUUCAUUAGUUAAUGGAAAUGAAGGACUCUGGAAUUCAAAUUUACUUUACUGAAUAAGUGAGAAUGCAAGGUCCAAUUUGGGGAAUGCCCAAAACUUUGGGAAUACAGAUGGAAAUUAAUGUAGAGAGUAGGGUUUUUUUUCCUCUUUAACUCAUUGCCUCCUUAUAAGUAAAACUUGUUGAAAUGUUUGGGCUCCAUCCUGUUCUGCUAAACCAGACAUAGGGAGCCAUUGGCCCUCCAUAUGUUGCUGAACUAAACUCCCAUCAUUCCUGACCAUUCACCAUGCUUCCUGAGACUGGUGGGCAACAUUAGGAAGUCAAAGGUUCCCCUCAGCUGUGCUAAACAAACAGGUGAAGCUGCUGUGUUGGCUUCCUUAUGGCUGUCAAUUUUAUGUCUCUGCUUUAAUUCCCUAUGUACUUGGAAGCAAUAGACACCACUCUUCACUUUUUGUAAAAGUAUUGGUCUGUGUUCCCUGCAUGAAAACCUAAAACAGCUUGAAGAGCUUUAGUUUGAAAAUUGAUCUAGCAUAUCUGGCUGCAAUACGAUCUCAAUGUCACCAUAAUAGCAGUGUAACUGCACGAAUAUUCAAGUUUCAAAGGAUGGUGAAUUCAGAGCACAGGUAAAGGGAUAACCUCACGUAUUUCGGAGGCAGCAAUGGGGAGAAAGGAGGACAGAUAAGAACCUCAUGGAGAGGCAGAGGUAGGGAAAGAUGCAUUUAUGUCAGAGCAAGAUGGUGUGGUUUAAAAAAAAACAAAAACCAGAAGAAGACCCACAAGGAUGGGCCACUGAAUCCAUCCCCAGUCAGAUUUUAGUCUGGUAUGAGAGAUGUAGAAGUUUAUUGAUAUACAUUAAUGGAAAGGUGGGAUGCACAACCUUCAAAGAAAUGUGAUUUAUAUAAUGAAAAAAGUCUAAUGCAGUGGUAUUUCUGUGGAAAGAUGGGCUAUUCUUGUUGGUCCUUGUCUGGUGGAGGUGAGGGUGGGAAGAGUGUUCUGGAGUGGCUCAGUAAGUGUAGUGCCAAUCCACUAAAGCACUGUUUUCCAUACUUCUGAUAUAUAAAGCAUACUUCUCCUGAUGGAAAGUACUGCACCUAUGAAUCUAAACAUAAUGACACCAGGUGAACCUCACUGGGGAAGCUGUUCCAUGACUGCGGUACCAGAGUAAAAAAAAAAAAAAACUUUCUCAAAAGUUUUUUUUAUCUUACCUCUGAAAGGAAGAUGCAUUCAGAAAAGGGAAUCUGAAAGCACCAGAUGGUGGAUAUGAGAGUGAGGGGUUCUUCAAGUAACGGGAUCCAAAGUAGUUUGGGCUUUAACAGGACAUACUAGCAGUUAUUUGAGAAGAAAGUAGGGUGGAUUUAUUAAUCAGUGGUUAGAGUGUUAGACUAGGACCUGGGAAACCAGGUUUCAAAGCCCAACUCAGCCACAAAGCUUACCAAGAGACCUUGGCCCAGUCACUGUCUCUGAACCUAACCAACUGAGAGGGGAAGAAUUAUGUGAGAUCCUUGGUGAAAAGGUAGGGAAUUAAUAGAAGGAGGAGGAAGAGGCUUCAAAAACCACCUAAUUUUCUACUGGGGGGUUACAUUCUAGGCCCAAUUCAAAGUACUUGCAUUAGUGUUUAAAGCCCUAAACAACAAAGACCCCAAAUAUCUGAAAGACCGCUUCCUUCACCAUAGACUGUCUUGGGUGCUAAGAUCAGUGGAGGGGCACACUUGAUGACUCCACCCCCAAGGACCCACUUUAUGUUUUGUGAUUGCAUGUUGUUGUUGGUGGUGGUGUUGUUGACAUCCAUCUAUCUUGAGAGAUAAGGGGUGAAGAGAAACUGCUGCAUUAGCAGCACCGAAGUAACCUCCCCAACGUUCAAGCCUGAGUGGUGUGCAUGAAUGCCCUGGGCUGUCCAAGACAAGACACACACACCCCUUCGCCUUGCAGAUGUGGUCCAAAGGAAAGCAGAACAAUACAUUGGCACAAAUUAUUGGCUGCAGGAGUUGCCAUUAAAGGUAAAGGGACCCCUGACCGUUAGGUCCAGUCGUGGCCGACUCUGGGGUUGCGGCGCUCAUCUCGCUUUAUUGGCCGAGGGAGCCGGCAUACAGCUUCCGGGUCAUGUGGCCAGCAUGACUAAGCCGCUUCUGGCGAACCAGAGCAGCGCACGGAAACGCCGUUUACCUUCCUGCCUGAGCAGUACCUAUUUAUCUACUUGCACUUUGACAUGCUUUCGAACUGCUAGGUUGGCAGGAGCAGGGACCGAGCAACGGGAGCUCACCCCAUCGCGGGGAUUCAAACUGCUGAUCUGAUUGGCAAGUCUUAGGCUCUGUGGUUUAACCCACAGCGCCACCCGCGUACUGAUUGAGUUGCCAUUAGGAAGCAUCUAAUGUUUCUUUUUUGUAAGUUUUUAAAACUGUUUUUAAUGUUUUAUUUUAAAUUGUUGUAACCCAUCUUGGGAUCUGAGUGUGAAAGAAAGGUAAUAAAUUAAAAUAAUAAGAAUAAUACCAACAUAUGUCAACACUGUAAGGAGAUCAGGGCUUCCCGUUUUACCACACCAUAGUUCUUGUCACACAUGACUUCGGCUACAGUGCAUUUCCGUAGGACAGGAAGGCAAUCACGCUGGAAACCAAGUGUGACCAAAGGACAAACUGGUGUACAAACAUAUAAAAAUAUGCUUGCUUUCUCAUAAAAACAUAUUCAUGUGAGAACAUGGACUGGAAUUAAUGGAACUUAAGAGUCAACAGAGCUAUAUUUGGCACUAAUUAAUUCUAGAAAAGAAAGGGGUUUAGUUUUCUGACAUAAUAGUCUAUUACAUUACAGUGUUCAUUAAAUGAGGAAAUGAAAAUAAUAGAGCUUUAAAUACCUUUUAUUAUCUCACCCUGCCUACAAUAAUAAUGCUAUGGGAAUCUCAGCUUUUUAGACAAUCUAGCUACCUUUAAAGAAUAUUUGUUUGACUCAUAGCCUACAUGUAAAUAGGAAGGGGGGGUGUUUAUCCCUCCUAUUUUCAGUCUACAAAACUGUUUGGCCCAGGCAAGCUGAGCCAAUAUGACAAGUUUUUUUUUAAUAUAUUGGUAUUUUUAUAUUCCUCUGCCCCACACAGAAAAGCUCCCAAAGUUUACAUCUAAUGCCAACACUGUGUUCAGCAUAGCUCAUAAUGCACGCAGUUUGUAUGUUUCACACUCACCUCACACUGAGGCCUUGUCCACACCAGUUUACUGAGUAUUUACAGUUGUUUUCAUUCCCAUUUCAUUUGUGUACUCCACGUGACACUCCCCUCAAACAUCAGCCUUGAUGUUUCCCCCCUGAAAAUUCUGGUUUACCUGAUAUGGAAAUAAUCCAGUAAAUUGGGGAAAAUUGGGUUCCAAAUCUUCCUAAUGUUUAGUUAGAAUCACCUGUGUUGUAAUUUGAGACCAUUGUGUCAGGUCCUCCCAUGUGGAGCAGCAUAAAACAAGCUUGUUCUCCGUCUUCCAUGUGACAACCCCUCAGAUAUUUGAACAUGGCUAUCUUAUCACCUCUCAGCAGGGCUAGCCGACCCAUGAGGCAAGGUGAGGCGACUGCUUCAGGCAGCAGGAUACAUGGGGGCAAAGGAUCUGGCCUCCAAGGAAUGCAUUGCCCGCUGCUUCCACCACUAUUGCAGUAUCAGCAAUGGCUGUGGAGAACUCCUUGGAGGCCAGAUCCGCUGCCUCAGCAUCAGCCCCUAAAAUGCUGCCUCUACUGUGGCCUCUUGGUGAACAGGAUGUGCUGCUGGUCUCUCCCCCCACCCCCACCCCAUAGGAGGAAAUGGUGGGGGCUGCCCUCGGGGGUUUCGUCGGGUCUACACCUGGCCAGCAUGAUUCAGAGUGGGCCCCUUUCCACCCCCCACACCCCAUGACAGCCUUUAAUUCCCCCUUCAACCAUCGGGUAAGGUUGAUCUGAUUCCCUUCCCUUGUUCCUGAUGUAGAUCUUCACUCUUGAUCCUACUGUAGAUCUUCAAGCAUCCCUUCUUCCCUGUCUGAGGGCGGCACCAUUUUGUCUUGGACCAGCCAAAAUGUCUUGGACCAGCCCUGCCUCUCAGUCUCCUCUGGGCUAAACAUACCCAACAUACCCAAGUCCUUAGUUUCCAGACUCUUGAUCAUCUUGAUCACUCUCCUCUGCACAUUUUCCAGCUUGUUAAUAUCCUUCUUAAAUUAUGGCACCCAGAACUGGACACAGAAUUCAAGGUGGGAAUAGUAUUCCAAAGCAGAAUAGGGCAAUGCUAUCACUUUCCUUGAUCUGAACACUAUACUUCUGUUGAAGCAGCCUAGAAUAGCAUUAGGGGUUUUUUGCUGCUGCAUCACACUCUUGACUCAUGUUAAGCUUGUGGUCUACUAAGACUCUUAGAUCCUUUUCACAUGUACUAUUGGGAAGCCAGGUGUCCCCCAUCUUAUAUUUGUGCAGCUAGUUAUUCCUGCCUAAGUGUAGAACCUUACUACUGCUUUGUUAUGUUACAUGUUCUUGCUUUUAAAUGCAUGUCAUUUAUGAUUAUGUAAGCUGCAGACGUGGCCUAUAAAUAAGGAAAUAGAAAUGAUGAUGACAGUGAUGAUGUAGGCAUCCAUCAAGUUGCAUUUUAUUCAGCAACAGCCAGUCAGUUUAUUAUCACCAUUGAGUACUCAGUCCCCAUUGGGUUGUUUUGAGGAUCCUUCCACUUUUCCCUCUCUAAAUGAUUUGAUAUGCUUCUGCAAACCUCAGGGUUUCCCCAAGCCUGAUAAUAAUUCCCUCUUAUGCAUAGGUGUUGUCAUUUUGGCUACAAAAAUGGCACCCACAUCAGGAGCAAAGGAAAUGAUUUGAAAAUAAGUGCAGAGCCCCGACAGGAACUCUCUACAUACCUCUGACUGAUUUUACGUAUGUUGAGCUGUCCCAUUGUGAAUACAACUUGGGAUAAUACAGUAUACCCGUUUUUAGACUAUCCAAGCAGUUUGAAUAUAGGCUGCUCAGAGCUGUUUUUAUAAUCAGGCUUACAGGGCUAUCUGACUUCCAGUCAUGCAGAAUUUUGAAGGAAAGCUUUUUGCUGACCUUUCUACUUCUUUUUGUGUAAAGAUUUUCAAAUGAAUUUGAAGCGCAUAAAAAUGGUUUUUCAUUUCAGUGGCUUUAACCAGCAUAGAGUAGCAUAGUAAUAUUUUCAUGAGCUGUACAUUAGUUUAAUUCAGAAACAGCUUGUCUGGUCUUUUCUCCAAAUAGAGAUUGACCAGUUUAGUCAGUUAACUGAUCAGUUAAAACAUUAAAAACUAUAGUAAGUAUGUUGAAAUGGGUGACAUCUGGAACAUAUUUAACCAUGCUUAAAUAAGGAGGUAAUUUCACUGGGCAAACUAAACCACAGCAAUUGUUUGUUUACUGAAAUAAGUGUGUGUGUGUGUCCAGAGAACUGCACACUUAAAAAUAUCCUUUAUUGGUUUUGUAAAUGAGAACAUAACAGGACCCCCUUUCCCCCAAUUAUAUGUUUUUUAACACUGGCACUAGCAGUAAAUAUCUUUGCCCAGGUUAUAGCCUGUGAUUAAGGAUCAAUUAAUGUUUUCAGACCAAAUUAAAAUGAAACGCUAGGCAAAAUAAAUGCAAGCUGACAGCAAAGGAUACUAAAAAGAAUUUGAGGAGCACAUUGCUAAAAUAUUUAAGGCCAUAAAAUUAAUAAUCUUUAAAUAUGCUAAUAUCAUGAGACUGGUUAGAGAGGCAGUUGGACCCUUGAAUGGCAAGGGAGUUGAAGAUGCACUAAAGGAGGAUAAUGAGAUUGCAAAGAAUCUGAAGAGAAUAUGUAAAAUAAAAUGAAAACCAGAAUCAAAACAUUCUAACACAAAUAAUAUCACUGCAGUUUCUCUUUACACCACUAAGGUACCAUUUCCCCAACGCUCUGACUUGGCAUGAGAUGGUUAUCCGAAUCCGAAUCUGAUUUCUCACAAUCGUUGCUAGGAAGUGGAGAAAAUGCAUGGAAACUAUUCGAAGCUGUCGCAAGUGUUCCUUCAUGUUCUUUGAAAUGUGGCAGGUCCUUCCUUCUACACCCGGCACAGCAAUUAUCGCUUCUUUUUCCUCUGUUUGUGUUUCAAAGGCUUGAAAUUAAAUAACGAGAUAUUAGUCACUGGCUUAUUAAGACCUGUCUUGUGCUCUUAUGCUUAAAGUCUUUCCCUGUUUUAACAACACUUUCAGGGAUACUUCAGCUGUGGUCUACAAACCAGUUCAGCCAAAGAAUGCAUAUAAACCAGUUAGAACCAUCUUGGGUUCCAGCCCCAUGUUGGGCAAAAGAUUCCUGCAUUGCAGGGGGUUGGGCCAGAUGAGCCUUGGGGGUCCCUUCCAACUCUGCAAUUCUAUUAUUCUAAGCUCAGUAUUGUCUACAUUGACUGGCAACAGUUCUCCAGCCCUACUUGGACAUCCUGCAGAUUGAGAUUGGGAUCUUCCAGUGAGCUUGUGCCGUUUUUCAUUUGCUACAGAAAUAUUAUAUUUCAUCAUAGCACACAAUACAUGAUUCUGUCCUUAGUUUUUUUCAUCAGUUUCUUUUGCUCCAGAGCAGUGAUUCAGAUUAUCCUUUGAAGAUACCCAUAUAAUAACUAUGUUUUGCCCCAUGGAGCAGCUUUGGUGAAGAUCCAUUUCAGUUGGAAAAAGGAAUAUGGGGAAAGCAUUAAAACACUUUUCCCCCAGUGCCCUCCCCCAGACUGCUUUCUUUAAAAAAUAUUAUUUAUUUAUUUUUUUAAUCAGCAGGAUGUCUCACACUAUAUCUAGUUUGACCCUUAGGUUUAGGAGAAGUCUAGCAAAUCUAUUCAACAGUUGUUGUUGUUGUUGUUAUUGUUGUUGAGAGAAAGAAAUGUAUUGUAUUAGUGCAAAGGGUUGGUUUUUAAAAAAUGAAACAUGAAGUUCUUGGUCCUUAAACAGCUCUUCCCUUAUUUUCUUUAUAUAUUAUGUCACUUCCCCAAUCCUUUCUGGAUUGAAGGUUACAAAUUAGUUUGACAUCAUUGCAGGCAGCAUACUUGGGCCAAUUCUCUAGCUUUUUAUCAAAUUAAAAAAAAGUUUUUGAGAGAUAAAUCACAAGAGUAUACAUUCUUGCGUUAAGACUUUGAUAGUUUAAGUCAAUGAGAAUGGUUUAAAGCCAGCUUGUCCUCACAAUCCAAAAUGCUUUUAAAGUGGAUGAACUGGAGGAAUGAUGAGCAGCCCACACAACAGCAAGAGUAGCUUUUGCAGACAAGCAUCACCCAGAAACAACUAAGUGAACAGCCAACAGCUAACUGUGUUUGUGCUCUUUGCUCCCUUCUGGCUGUCUGAAGAUGGCAUAUUGAAUUAUGUGGGUGAUGCCACCAGGGCAGUUCACACAAGACAUUACUUUCUUUGUGAAUCUUCCAUUACGUAUCUAUUCAUUACCAUUUGGAAAUUUGGACACUGUGUAGCAAGAAUUUGUAGCAAUUUUUCCAGCUGUCAAGUUCACAAGUACAGUAUUGCUGAGACUGCACCCAUUACAGCUUAGUUCCCACUGUCAUCCAGGAUACAUUACAUUACAUUACAUUACAUUACAUUACAUUACAUUACAUUACAUUACAUUGAUGAGCUGGCUCUUUGUAGUGCUGGGUUCAAAGGCUGGCUUACCUUUUUGUUCAUUUAUGAAUCACUUCCCGUGAAACACCCCAAAGCUAUCAACAAUAAAAACAUCAGCAAUAAGAAGAUAUAUAAAAACAAUUUCUAGCCCAAUGCAGAUAAAGACUACUCAGCAUCACUUGGAGAAAUAGAAGUGUGAACUGAGCUUUUUAUGGUUUUAAUAAACUCAAAUUAGAUCAGCUCAAAUCCCUUCCUGCCCCAUACGAUUGACUCAGUGGUGGAAGUUGUUUUGUAACUUAUUUAUUUUUUAAAGGAAACUAUGCCUUCAUUGAAAAAGUGUAAGAGAGAGGAAACACUGGCAAUAGUCCCAGAUGUAUCAAUGCUGCCUGCAUGAGGAUGUGAUGCCAAAUAACAAGAAGUCUAGAUUUGAAAUGUGCAUUUCUAAUUCACUGUGACACAGAACAAUUAAUAGUCCAUACUUCAUUAGUCAUAGCAAUUGCAUUAAUUCUGGUAACAACAAAGGUAGCGAAAUUCCACUAAGACUAAUUUCCUAGCACAAUGUCAGCUAUCCACCUUCUGGAGGCUCUGAACCUUAACCAGCCCUCUAAGAGGGAAACAAAGCUGGACUGGAAGUGGAAGGCUUCUCAUUGUAGGUGUACAAAUGUUGCAGCAUGUGUUCCAUUUCUUACAUAAGUCUCUGGGCAGCAAAAGCAGCAGGUGGCUACAGAGUUGAAGAGAACAGUAAGCUUGGCAAGGCAGCAGUGGGUGAGACAGCUGGACUGGGGAAGGAAUCUUGGAUGAGCCACCUACUAGAAGCACCUAGGGAAGGUCCAUCAGGCUGACGGGACUCUAUAAUCCCACAAAGAUCCACCUAUAACUAAGCAACCCAAGGAACAUCAGAGCUAAUGAAGAGUUGAGUCCCCCCACCAACAUCAGUGGAAGCUACUUCAUCAGGGCAAAUGGGGCACUGCCUCCAUCUGCCCUCAGCCAGCCCCCACCUGCCUGCCUUCUUUCUUACAACCAAUCCAAGGGGGUGGCCCUAUCUAUCAGAUUCCUCCUGCUUGGUCUCAGUAAUGCCUUUUAGAACUUAGCAUGGAGGAGGAUGGGGGACAAAAAGCAGAAUUAGUUGACUCUGCUUGUCAUUGGUUCCAGCUCCACCCUCGAUUGGUCUCCUUGCCUUUCAUCUUACCAAGCUCACUGGGCACCAGCCAUCACCGCCUCGCAUCCUGACAGAGAGCAGGAUUAGGAGGUUGGAAAGGAGGGAUUUCCUUCCUGAGAUGUCAGAUGACCAGCUUUCAACCCUGCCUUUUGACUUAAAAGGAGAAACAACCUGACAUAAACUUCUUUUCUUUUAGCUAGGUGAAAAAGCAGUGGUAACCAAACAUAUUUCCAGUAGAGAAAAUAAUUAACAUGGCAUAUAUGGAGGAAUACACAAUGGUUUAUUUUAGGACAACAUUCCUUUGGGCAAAAUUACUUACUUAUUUGUAAUAUGCCAUUAUCUAUUUACCUAUUAAUGAAGAGAGUGUGGAUUUUGUAAUUAAACUCAUUCAGUGACCAGAGAAGCAUUGCUUGAUUUCUCGUACAAUCUUGACGGAGUCAAAGUGAUUAAUAACUACUGUGGAAAGUGUCAGCACAGUUUCUGUAUCAAAUAACCUGGAGCAAUUCUGAAACUUCAUGUAGCCAUCCUUUCCCUGAAAAAUCACAGACUUUAAACUUGUUCCCAAGUAUACAUACUCUUUCAGAUACAGGCAUCUAAAUACAUAUUUGAAAUGUGCAUUUGAUUAUAUGCACAAUGAGCAUAAUAAAGGAUGAUUAUAUGAAGAUUUACUGGCAAACUAAGAAUGAUGAAGACUCAAAUAUAUCCAAUGUAAACAUUCACUUUGGCAUUACUCAUAGAGCAAUGCUCUUCGAGUGCAGCUUCGAAAUCUAAAUAUUCAUAUGUGAUAUUUACCAGGUUUGUUUAGUAUAUUUGUUAAAUUUAUCUCCAACAUUUCCUUUAGCUUCAAUUAGAAUAUGGUGUAUAUAUGACACCAUAAGGCAAAUGUGGAGAGACCGUCAUGAAAAGGGUACUUUGCAGCAUCUGUGGUACACCUGACCCCUGGGUGGAAGCAUUUUAAUGUCUUUGAAAGGGCUGUGUGCAUAGCCUCAUCUGUUAAAUCAAAGUGGGAAACUGAGCAUCCUGCACCCAUUUGGGCACAUGCUUCCCCAAACAGAUGGGGAUAUAAAUGGGGAAGUCUGCUUCCUUGAAUUAAGUGCAUGAGCUGGCUUUGGACAAGAAUCUUUAUUAGGUUAUAGUUUUCAAUUUUCUGUUGUUUUCAUCUUAAAUUAUGUCACACAAUUAUUGCUUUCAGUUUUGUAUUCAAUAUUAAAAAUAAAAUUCUACAUAAAUAAAAGUCAGUUUGUGAAAGAUUGAAAUAUUAAUUUAGAACAAAUGGUGUCCAAGUUGCACAGACUCUGUUUUCUGCUCCUUUCUGCAGUUGUGUCCAUUCUCACAAGAAUGUAGGAAGGCAUCCCUGCCACCAUAGAGACAGGGCUGCCUUCCCACCAACUCAUUUGUACCUGUGAAUGAAGGCAGGGGAAAGGGGUGUCACCCUGGCAAAUAAGACAGUGCUUCCUGCUUGGCACUACAUAUGACUUGCCUUCCCACUCUCACCACCCCCUGCACAGUGUCACCUCCAUCCCUCCACACCAGAGAUGGGCAGAUGUGGAGAUACAUCCAGAAGUGUCUUGUCAGAUGAGGGAAAGUUGCUGGUCAGUUGCUGUUGCUUACUUGGAGAAACGGGGAAAGGGGCGGGGAUCUCAGUGCAGUGCAAACACAAUUGUGAAGCGAAUCCAGUGGGCCUGCAAGUGUGUUUGCAUUGUGCCAACCUCUCUGCCGCAACAGCAACUUACCUGCCAAAGCUUCCUAUGGCUGUUAUGGGUAGUGUUUCAUUUUGAUGGUAUAAUGCAAGGAUUCCCUAACUGUGGUCCAUGGACCGUUAGUGCUCCACGAGGUUCAUCAGGUGGUCCACACGUCUGAAAAAAUACAAUUAAAAAUAAUACAGCAUCUGGCACAGUGCAUUAAAGUUGCACUAGGUGGUCUGCCAUGACCCUCAGAAUUUUUUAAGUGGUCUGCAGGAUGAAAAGAAUGGGAAACACAGGCGUGAUGUAUUCUUAUUAAUGUUUUCAAAUGUCUUGUAAUUUGCUUGGAGACUUUCAGGUAACAGGCAACUAACAAGUCUAAUAAACAGAGUAGAGUAUUUAUUUAUUUUGGUCAAUAACCAGUUGAGUCUAAUAAACAUUAACAAUUAUUAUUGAUAACAAUGAUAAUCAGCUAGAUUAGCAGGUGUGUACUUUCUUACAUUUUUAUAAAUGAUGAAGACUAUGAUGUGAUACAAAAUGUAAGUGAAAACAGAAAUGGUUGAAGAAUGUGGAAUAUUUAAACAUGUACCAAGUUGUACACAUACUAUAUUAGCUACAACUUGCAUUUCACUAUAAAGUCCUGGAUAUGAAGAUACCUUAUCCCAGGUCAGACUAUUACUUAAACCACUCAUGAAAGAUUAUCAUUGAUGUCACCUUCACAAUUUUCAGGUAAGAAGUUUUUGUAAUUCCUAUCAUAAAUGUCUUCCAUUGCGUGGACAGGCGGAGUCCCCAGAUCCCGCGCGGUCCCCCCCCGUCAUGUGAAAUAACGACUCAUGACAACGUGCUAUGGGAUUAAAUUGGCCACAACUUUAUUAAAUUUCAAAUGUGGGUAGACCUUGGCUCAGGCAUUGGGCGUUCUCCCUCCCCAGUCCCCAGCCGGGGACCUAGGGAGCAUCAGGGUUAUCCAGUGGGGGGGGGAUGGGCCGGCUCUGGAGAACAUAUGUUCAAGCAGAGAUAGCCGCCCCCGUUACGCCGCUACCGCAGGGGACAGCAAUGACGACCUUUCGGCGUACGGUCAAAGCCUCCCUUCAGAAACCCCUUUAACGGGAACCCUGGUAUCGCCGCCGCAAAGAGGAAGAUGAACUAAAGGAUUCCGCCCAAGGCCUGAUACCGCCAAAGUUGUGACGUUUUGCUACGGGAAAGGCGAAACCUGCCAAUGCAGGGAAAUUCCUUUCUGGCCCUUUAACAGCGACCUUAUCGUAGCAGCGCCCGCAUACCUGUGAAGAAAAGUUAACCUGCAAAACCUGUGACGAAAAGUUAACCUGCAAAUAAGACAUUAACUGAGGGUGGGUAGGGUGGGAGAAGCUCUGGAGCCAAGUGAGGAUUCCCAGGUAAGAUCCUCCCUCUAUUGUGUGGGCAGGUAAUCCCUCCCCUACCUGGCCUGGUCUCCUUGGCAACACUUCCCCCAGGUGGGAUUGGACAACUGACUGAGGUAGGCGGAGACCUCCAGGUAUCCCACCUGAGGGAAGGCAAACCAAGCCUAUGCUGUUGGAGCCGCUCCAGAUCUAGGGGCUGCGCGCGUCCACGCAAAGGGCACCCCCCGUUUUAAGCGUGGAGUGGUCAUUGCGUGGACAGGCGGAGUCCCCAGAUCCCGCGCGGUCCCCCCCCGUCAUGUGAAAUAACGACUCAUGACAACGUGCUAUGGGAUUAAAUUGGCCACAACUUUAUUAAAUUUCAAAUGUGGGUAGACCUUGGCUCAGGCAUUGGGCGUUCUCCCUCCCCAGUCCCCAGCCGGGGACCUAGGGAGCAUCAGGGUUAUCCAGUAGGGGGGGGGAUGGGCCGGCUCUGGAGAACAUAUGUUCAAGCAGAGAUAGCCGCCCCCGUUUUGCCGCCGCAGGGGAGAGCAACCUGGCCUGGUCUCCUUGGCAACGCUUCCCCCAGGUGGGAUUGGACAACUGACUGAGGUAGGCGGAGACCUCCAGGUAUCCCACCUGAGGGAAGGCAAACCAAGCCUAUGCUGUUGGAGCCGCUCCAGAUCUAGGGGCUGCGCACGUCUAUGCAAAGGGCACCCCCCGUUUUAAGCGUGGAGCGGUCAUUGCCUCGCUUGUCCACCAGUUGUUAUUUCCUUCCAACGUGGUACGGUCAUAAGAAAUAGUUUUGUCAAAUGGAAUAAUCAUCACUAUAGUUCAAAAUAGCAUAUUAAAAGAAGUGCUUACAUUAGCUAAGUAUUCCUUAACAGCAAGUUGAUAGAUCUGAUUUUGCUUUAAAUACCAUCCUUUAAUUUUUACAGAGUCUUUUAAAAUGCUCUGGUUCUGCAUUUGGAUCAAAUCCAAAUUCUAUUCCUGCUACUUGAGGAAACCUAAAUGUUAAUAAAAACAGUUUAUAUUUUAUAUUAUGAUGAAUAAACUCACACAUUAAUAUUCUCUACAUUUCAGCCCUCUUUCAAAAUCAAUACAAUCUAUUCCUCCAUGUGCUAACAUUUAACACACAUUGAUUAAUAAUGCUACGCAGAUAACAGUUCCUGCUCCACCUCUGUGAGCUCCUUCUCUAGCCUUCCUCUAAUUUCAGCUACCCCUAGUGCACUAUCCAAGAAGCCUGCCUUGACCUAUUAAAUUUAGCAAGACACUCUAGUUUCCAAACAUGAAAUACAGCACAGAGCACAGAUGUUUGGAAUGUACACAGGCAGGAGCCGAUUAAAGCAAGUGUGAGACUGAAAGAACUUUGCACACAGCUGCACUGGGUUUCUGAACAAAUCUGCAUGGGCUUCAUACAGAGCUGGCAUGGGAGUUGUGCUCCAAUUGCCAGCUGAGAGGCACAGCAAAGCCUUGUCUCACUCUCUUUUGCGUUAAAGUGCAACUGGCUAUUUGUCUUCCAUAAAAAAGAGGUUUGCCACAUAUGGUAGGUGCAAAACAUAAUGUUUAGUGCAGCCUCUGGCAUUCUUAUCUUCACGAGGAGGUUUCUAACUCUCAUUAUUGUAGGCAAAGCAUAUGCUCUACCACUGACCUAUGUCCCUCCUCCCCAAGCCGUUGAUACUUUUGAUUCAAGAGUUGGUUCAUAUGCAAUCACAUAUACGGAUGGACAAAUCUGUCAAGAUUCUCAUUUUUCCAUUCUUAAGUUCAAUUCUCCACAUUUCUGUAUCAGUUUGCAAAACAUUUUUAAAUAUUAAUUUCUCCUAAUGUAUACAUUUUAUAUUCCUAAUAUACAAAUUUGUGCAAAGCAAUUUUCCUUAAUAUAAUACAUUUCAGUAUGUUUUUCUCAUGAAUAUAUGCAUUCUUAUGCACAGUUUACUGCAGUGUAUGCACUUUUAUACACCUUACAGUCGUACCUCAUCUCCCGAACACCUUGGGAAUCAGACGUUCCAGCUCCCAAAAAAUCAAAAACCGGAAGUGACUGUUCCAGUUUUUGAACUUUUUUUGGAAGCCAAACAUCUGGCGUGGCUUCCACUAUUGUUUCCGGCGCACCUGCACAAUUGGAAACCAAUUGGAAGCCGUGCCUUGGUUUCCGAACAUUUCAGAAGUCGAACAGACUUCUGGAACGGAUUCCGUUCGACUUCCGAGGUACGACUGUACUUGAUUGGGGAACUACAUCACAAAAUUCUCAGAAGCUCACAUUUCAAAAGAUGAGUGUAUUUCAAUUGUUUCAGAAAGUAAACUUGGUAGGUUCACCUUUAAAUGCAAAUGGAAUCCAGUUUCUCCCCCAUUCCUAUAUUAGAUGCCAAGAUUCUGUGAAAGUGAAACUAAAUGCUGGCAAAGUCCUUCUCCUGGCAACUAAGGAGGAGGGGAGGGGAAGCAUGCAAAUCCAGGCCUUCACUUCAGCUCAUUCCGGCUAAUGUGCAUAGCACUAAACCAUAGUUUAGUGUGACAUAAAUUCAGAGAGUAAGAAUAGUAUAAUUUGCAUGCAAUAUGGAAAUUGAUAAAUGCUGACUGUUACAACAUUAAAAAUCCAUUUUCAGAGGAGUUCAGGAGUCGGAGGAAGAGGCACUUAAAAAAAUAUAUACUUCAUACCUUCCAUCAAGAGCUGGGUAUCUAUAAACUCCAUUUUCAAGAGCUUCCAGCAGUUGUUUGCCUGUCACUCUGAUGACGAGAAGGGCAUCAAUAAAGGGAAGAAUAUUCAAAAGGUCAUGCAUUGUAAAGUCUCCUGCUGGGUGUAUUCGAUUUGAGUGAAGUGUUCCUAUAAAAAUCAAAAUGAAAUCACCAGCCAAAAUUGCAACACUGCUUUGUGAAACUGAACAGAUAAACAAUUAAUGUUGUUUUAUUUAAACAGUAGUGAUGCUGGUUCAGUAUUUCAGUGGGAAAAUGUUUAAGUCAGGGCACAGGAGGCUACAUGGGGGUGGGAUUGGUGAAAAUAAAGUAUCAUGCCUUGAAUAAACAGUAAUGCUUUUCACUAGUGUAAAGCCACCACUGGAUACCUUUGCCUUUCUAACUUUAUUACUAGAUUUUGAAAAUUUGAGAUAGCAGGCUAUUUGCCAUAGUCUUGGAGUCUGGCUUCCAGCUUUCUUUUUUUUUAAAGCAAGAGAUGAAUUGGGGAAAGGUUACUGUGUUAAUAAUUCAAUUAUUAGGUUUAGUUACUAAUGAUGCUGUUUUGUGGAGUUUAUUGUAGUAUUGCAUUGGAAUUUUAUCUGACUUAUGUUUAUUUUCGCAUUAAAUAUGCUGCUUUAAAUGUGUCUUUUAUAUGAGAUCUUCAUCUGUAGUGUUUAGUUUUGAUAUUUUGUAAUUUUUAUUACAUGCUGUAACUUACAUUGUAUGCAUGCUUUGAGGGUUUCUUUUAAAAAAAUAUAAAGCAGUAUAGAAAUGAUAUGAAUCAAUUGAUGAAAAAAUUAAAAGGCCACCUGAAUUAAGCAAUGCUACAUCUUGCAUGAAUAGCUUCCAGCACUGCAUUAGCAUUGCAUUGCGUUUCCCAAAUUCCUCUCCAUUCUUCUAACAGUUUUGACAUAACCACCUAAAUGAACAUCAUUUGGGCAGAGAACUUCCUUUAAAAGAUUCUACAAGAAGAAAAAGGUUGAAGGAGUUCAUUGGAAACAAAGUCUGCAGCAAAUUCCAAAGCACCAUAUGUAAUAUUAGUCUGGGAACAUAUAGGAGAAUUCAGGCAGCCUUCUCCCUCCAUGCGCAAGGGUGAGGAAAAGGGCACAUUCCUUGAUUUGGCCCCCUUCCUUGUGUCACUGUUGCCAUUCCACAGCCAGUCAUUUCUGCACUGAACAUUUAAAGCGCAAGGCUUUCCCUCAAAAGUUCUGAGAAUAGCAGCUUACCCUUCAGCCAACUACAACUCUCAGCACCCUUAAUAAACUAGUUCCGAGGAUUCUUUGGGGAGCAGUCAUGCACUUUAAAUGUAUGGUGUGGAUGUGAUACAUGUGUUGGAGAAUAGUAGGGAGUUCAUGUAGGCUCCCUCUGUGCCUUGGAACAAUGGGAGUUCAGGGUUCCAAAUCUAAUCCAAAUCUACCAGGGUUCCAAACCUACAUAUUUAGGAGAGGCUUUCCAUUUAUCCCUCCAACUUAUGGCCACAGUGAUAUGAGGGAGGGGAUGCCCUCUUCCCCUUCAAUCACACAAAGGAGAUGCUUAGGGCUAACAGGAACAAUCCAGGAUGUGGAACAAAAAAUCUUUUUCAGUGCUAGAAGUUAGAUAGGGUCACUGUAUAUAGUAGGGCUUGCAUCUAAUUAUCUGAACUAAUUAGUGAGAUGAUGCUUUGUUGAUUAAAUAUGCUUAUGAUAAACAUUAGUUAUGAGGGAAAAGAUUUUUUUUUGUUUGUAAAUGAUACCUGCAUGCGUUGGACCAGGGACAAUAUUCAAAGAAACAUUUUCCUGCUUUAUGAGAGAAAGAGAGGAGCCUCCUCAAAGAUUGUGCCUAUUACCCAGUUUUUAUGCAUGCAUAUAUUAAAAGUGGUAGUUCUGAUAUGCUGCAGACUUCAUUGCUGAAGUAAGGAGCAAACCCACACUGAUAAUCUUGCUUAAACCAAGACUGACAAUAUCAUCCAUCCUUAGCCUUAUCCAUGUGAUAUCUGAACGAGGCCUAGGGAUGACAUAGCUUUCCUAAAUGGAAAGUAGUACAGUACUUACCUAACAGUGCAAAGUGUGCUCCAAAUGCAUUUAAAAUUGGAACCAUGUUUUCCUUUUGUUAUUGCACUUAAGGCUGAUGGAUUUAAACAGUUCCCACUAAAUAUUAGAAGUGGAUUCAGUAAACUGAACUUUUUGAUAGCUGUAGCAAACCUGUAAACAUGUUCUUAGUUUUUAUCUGGUGCUUUUAAAAUACAAUAUAUGAACAAAAUAUAAAAAACAAUAUAUGAACAAAAUGUUUUCAUAAGGUAAAUCAGGUCAUCAACCUGUUAAUUCCUUUGCUUUUCUGGGGAAUGUGUUUGAAUGUGCCUUACACUUUCCCAGCAUCCUGUUUUCACAGUUGCCAAUUUUCAAUAUUAUACUUUCAGUAUUACACUGUUUUUAUUAAAAUUGAUAGAAAUAGAUAUGGACAAAAAUUGAUUAUUUUUCAGUACAGUGGGGAACUGUUCAAGAGUGGGAACUUCCUAUAUAUCAUCAGAGAUCAUAAACAGAAUGAAUGUCAUCAUAAAUUAUUCCUAAGUAUGCAAAGCUGAUCCAAUAUUUAUGAAAAGAACCAUCUUGAUUCAUCAUUGUGUCUUGAUUCCCAGAACUGUAUAAAGUCCAUUUAUAAAAGUCCAGUAUGUUGAUGACUCCAUAAUAUAUGAACCAGGAGAGGCUGUGCAGGCCCUGGACCAGUGCCUGGAUGCAGUGGUGGGCUGGAUGAUGGGAAAUAAAUUGAGCUUGCAUCCCAACAAGACAGAGGUUCUGUGGGUUAGUGGUUCCUGCGUCUGAGAAACUGGCCAGUAGCCUGCCCUGAAGGAAGAGGUAUGCAGUCUAGUAGGUGCUCCUGUAUCCACUGGAGGCCCAGGUGGUCUUGGUGGCGAGAAGUGCCUUUUUACCAGGCUGGGCUGGUAUGACAGUGGCAGCCAUUCCUUGAUCAGCAUAGCUUGAGUACAUGAGUUCUGGUAUUGGUAACUUGAAAACUGGAUUACUGCAUGCACACUUUCUGCUGAUUAAUAUUACACAGGCACCCUUGCAACAUUAUUUUAGUAUUUCAGCAGGCCUAUGCAGACACAUAAUUUAGUUAUAUAUACUUGUUUACAAUUUUAUCUGUGUAUUGUUGUCUUUUGUACUAUUGUAUGUGCACUGCUCAGUUUUUUAUUAUUAUUAAGCAAUUUAUAAUUUUAUAUAUAUACACACACAAAGAUAUUUUACAGUGUCUGACAUGACACUCACUUCUAUUCUUUUUUUUUCAAUCACACCUACAAAAAAAUGUAAAAAUGUUUAAGUUUUAGUUCUGAAACAGUUAUCAGAUGAAUAAGAUUAAACAAAUUAAUCCAGACUUGUUAGUAGUGAUGGUAUUUAUGGCUCUCUGGAAUCCUAAGGAAGUGAAUUUGCAAAUGAUUAAAAGAUGUUCUCUCCAAUGGUUGAGAAGCUGCACAGCUAGUCAUGGCCUCAGAUUCAGCUUUGCUUCUGACUACUCAGUUGGCAGCAAGGUUCCUUUUACAAGCUGUUUAUUUAUUUUCUUACAUAUAUAUUUUAUCUUCCUUCCUUCAUGAAACCCAAGGCAGCAUACCCAGUCUUCACCCGGAUGCAAGGUGGUAGCGAACCAUGUUCCUUCAGACCACACCCUGGGGCCAUUAGAACUGAUUAAAUAAAUAAAUAUUGUUUUUUCUUAUGACAGGAGCACUCAUUUUUUAUUCACUAUUCUCAAUAGUUAACUAGUACAAUGCACUUUACAUGGGUAUAUGACUAAAGUGCCAUUCGUCGUAGCGUUCUAGAUCAUGGCUGUUGCAUCUUACAAAGUCGACUACUCUACAUUAUAGCUAACUCACUGAAUGAUUUUCAGCUGCCUGCUGAUUACUUAUGGUAAUUUUAUGGAAGGAAGUGUGUACUUGGAGGAUGUUUAGUGUGACCACUUUUAGUUAUUAUUGUUGGUACAUUUUAAAUUUUACUUGCUUACUAUGUAAAGCUACUUGAGAACUUUGGGUAUGAAACAAUGCAUAAAUAAAGUAGUGGUGGUGCUAAGAGAUAUAUUUCUUUCCUAUGUACUUAGUAGUGUACUUUGUAGUGUAUUUGAAUAACAUUCCAAUUUAGUAUACUCCUUUUUCUUUGCUACUUGAGUCUAUAGCCCACAACUCAUGUGGGUGAUAGCUGGGCAACACAGAUGGAGAAGUACUUUAGCUACAGUAGAUGUAUCACUUAAUUGAGUCCAAUAAUAUUUGCUAGCAAGCUGUUACAUUCUUGUGUAAUUUAUUCAUCACAGCAGGAGGAAAUUUACUCGAAUUCUGCCCACUGCCCUCUUAACUUUAAGACACAUUUGUAGGCGUCAAUCCAGCAGUUAUACAAACUUAAAAGCUCACUGAGCACAAUGAAUUUACAUGUUCAUCAUUGUGCACUAGAUUAUAUUACUAGAAUCCUGCUAAAUUUUAUAAGCUUAUAGAACUAUAGGUAUUUACUAACAGUUUCUUUCCCUUGGAACAGAUUAUUUUCUUCUGGACUUUAAAUGCUGUUACAUUGCUUGUGCUUGUUUUUAGCAGGUAACUGAUCAAUUUUUAUUGUUUAAAAUGUAUCCAUUCAUGUUUUAAUAUAAUGUUUGAAUUUAUUUAUUUUUUUAUUUAACAAAAUGUUAAAACCCCGUGACAGGGUGAGCUCCCAUUGCUCGGUCCCAGCUCCUGCCAACCUAGCAGUCUGAAAGCACAUCAAAAUGCAAGUAGAUAAAUAGGUACCACUCCGGCGGGAAGGUAAACGGUGUUUCCAUGCGCUGCUCUGGUUCGCCAGGAGCAGCUUAGUCAUGCUGGCCAUAUGACCUGGAAGCUGUCUGCGGACAAACGCCGGCUCUGUUGGCCAAUAAAGCGAGAUGAGCGCCGCAACCCCAGAGUCGGUCACGACUGGACCUAAUGGUCAGGGGUCCCUUUACCUUAUAUACCACUUAAUUGUUAAAAAAAACCCUGCUAAGUUUACAAAAAUACAAAACAUAAAUGAGUAUUUAAAAAUAUUGAAUCACUAUUAAAUAAAUUGUUGAUUAAAAUCAACAAAAGCUAAAAAAAUAAAACACAUGCAUCUUCUGCAUGUCUGGAUAGGUUUGCCUUAAAAAGAUGUUUCAAGUAGGCGCUGAAGAGUACAGCAGAGGCAGCUACCUGAUCAACAGGCAGGAAGUUCUAAAGUGUAGGUGCUGCUACACUAAAAGAUUGAUUUAUUACACGUGCAGAACAGUGCCAGUUCCACAGAUCGAACAUAGGGUAACACAAUACCACAAGUAAACACCUUGAACUUGGCCUGGUAGCAACUGUGCAACCAGUGCAAAUCUCUGAACAGAGUGUCAUUCUGCACUAACUGUAGCUUUCUGAUCAAGUACAAGGGAAGCCUAAACAGUGGCAGUAGUAAGAUCAGGAGGUACCCGGUGCGGAAAAUUUCUUGUCACCCAGCCACACAUUGAAAUUUAAGUUUUUGAGCUUUUUUGCAGAGAUUGUGUGCCUUGCGAUGAGGAGUCUGCCUGUCACCCUACAGCUGAGGGAGAGCUGGCGAGCGCCAAAGCCUCAGCAUCUCUCGCAGACGUUGAGUGCCGCACAACACACCUGGGGCAGACCACACCCACAUUACUCCGCCCUUGAGCCUCAAAUACAGUGCAUUGCAGUAAUCUGAUAUUGUAGUCAGUAGUGUCUGAACUACUGUGGCCAAACUCUCCCAGUUCUCAAAUGGCCAUAGCUGUCACACCAGUUGCAGAGGGUAAAAGGUGCUUCCAGCUGCUGAGGUUACCUGGGCCAACAAUGCAAGAGUUGGAUCCAGAAGAGCCCCCAGACUAUGUACCUGUAUCUUUCAGUGAAGUACAACCCCAUCCAUGACAGGCAGUUGACUGUUUUCUUGGACAUGGAAGCCACACACGCACUGCAGAUUUUUUGAACUCCACAUGAGCUGUCCACAGGAGUUUGUUGAUUGGGUGGUCAACAAAUAUUCCACAGAAAUAAGUAAUAGUUUUAGAUUUAAUUAUUUUCUCUCAAAAGGUUGAUCUCUAAUACUUUUUGAAUUGUCAGUGUACAUAUUUAAAUAUCAUAGAAGUUUUAGCUCAGCAUGCUACUGAUCCCUUCCAACUCUACAAUUCUAUGAUUACACCCCAUAUAAUAAUAAAAUAUUAUAAUUCUAGGAUUCUAAAACACAAAAUUAUGUCUUAAAAAGGUUUACUUCUUGUCAGGCAUAUACAGAGGCAAGUAACAAGGCAAAUACUCUUGGUAAAUGGAAACAGAUAACAAAACAUUAUAAAUUAUAAAUUGUGCCGAGCAGAUCUCAAUGAACCGGAUGCUCCUGCAAGUGAAAAGAGGUGGGGUGAUUUUUGCUGAUUUCUCCUUCUCCAUGAAGUCCCUUGUGCCCCUGCUCUCAAUUUGCUCUAAGGGGUUGGGCAAUCCUCCAAAACAGCAUGGGAAGUAGUGCUGGGGGAAUUAAGGGAACAGGAGGAAUCAAUGAAAAUUGCCUCUCCACCUUCUAUUCCCAUAGGUUCCAAACCUAUGGCACCACAAAUACACACACACACAUAUUAUAAAGGCAAUUUUAAUACACAUAGUUCCCAUUUUACCCAAUGGCUGUCAUCUGUGAUUCUUUGCAAUGUUCUAUUAGUUUUGGUCUGACUUUUGUUGGUUCAGGCUCAUUUGCAUAUGAGCAAUACAUGCUGUCCUAAAACAGUAGCAGUACAUAAAAAGUCUGACAUGAAUAUGCACAUAACACAGGGCUAAAAGAAUAGGGAGAAUGCUGGGUGGAACAAGGAAUUUCCAAAUAACUUAUUCCUAGACAACAUCUACUGGUGCUGUGAGUUAUAGUAGCUUAGCGCUCUUUGGAAGACAGGGUAAGUGGGCCUCUUGGGGCCUAUCAUUCUCGCUCCCUCUGCAUAGUUGGAGGGUAUUCAUAUAGCUCAAAUCAAGCAUGCUGUUCCUUGCUCUCAAAGUUUAUGUUUGUCUCUUUCCUUGCCAUAAAGCGGGGACGGGGGGGGGGGGGGAGCCCGUUCACAGUAAGAGGCUUGGAAUGGAGGCAUUGCUGCAAUUUCCAUAGACAAUAUGACAAGCAAAUAGAAGAAUCCAAACUUUAGUUCAUGGGUAGUCAGUGUGAGUCAUUCCAGGCCUGACUGUGCCUCACCCUCAUCCCUCACCCCCUUCCCCAAAUCCAAGAUACGUUGGGGUUGGUUGUGAAUACUUAGAGGCGAACAAAAGACAUUCUACUCAUGCUCAAAUCAUCUGUUCUUCCUUCCCAUAUCAUCAUGCUGAGUCCUGACACUGAAAUAAUGUGCUGAGGCUAAGCUAUAGUGAGCCCCAGCUAAAAUUAAGCUCUGGCACCAACCAAUACUUAUUUUCACCCACAUCUCCAUGGUUGGUUGGUUAUGCCAAGACUGACAGGCUCCCACUUAUUCCAUUUUGAGCAGCAUUUGAAGUUGUUUUUUUAAUACCAGAAGGCAUUUUAUGACUAAGGGUGCAAGCCUAUGCAUGUCUGCUUACAAGUAAGUCCAACUGAUUUGAAUGGGGCGUCCCCCCGGGUGAGUAUGUAUAGCAAGUGGCUAAUGUUUUUUGACUUGAGAGCCACAUUCACCCUUGGCUAGUGCUCUGGGGGUGGUUACUCAUAUGCAAGCACAUACAGUGGCACACAACCCCUUCUCGUUUCAUCUGUGGAGAUCAACUGAGGAGAGUUGCUAUUCAGUGUUGUUGUUUUUAAGCAGUUUUUCCAACUCUACAGUAAAAAUAAAUAAGUAAAUAAAAGGAGAACAAACACAAAGUGUGCUUUACACCUUGCUUGUACCCUGUAUCAGUGACUGUUUCUCUCAUACUCAACCCAUUUAUGAAUCCAUCUUAGUACAGUAACUAACUAGUGCAAAUACAGGAGUACUUUGUGUUUACAAGGUCACGGCAAAGCAUUACCUGCCCAAAGAUGGUGAAGAAGAAGCCAUUGGAGCCAAAAAAAGGGGGGGGUUACUGUGGUUUGGACAUUUUAAGUAUUCUACCCUUAUAUAAUUUGUGUACAUGCUCACCCUGACAUUGCCUGUCAUUUAACUGCUUAAUGAACACAUAACUCCUAAAAUGUUUCAUUUCAAACUGUGUAUUAUCAGUUUUAUGCGCAAAUAUUUUACUCCUCUGUAUUUUGUGUCUAACAGCACAGGAAAAAAAUCCCCCCUACCCAUCAAACUAUCAGUCUAAUUACUGAGGAGGAAGCAGUUUCUGUCCCUAUGUUUUAUACAGUGGUGCCUCGCAAGACGAAAUUAAUCCGUUCCGCAAGAGUCUUCGUCUAGCGGUUUUUUCGUCUUGCGAAGCAAGCCCAUUGACGGAUUAGCGCUAUUAGCGCUAUCAGCUGUUUAGCGGCUAUUAAAGGCUUAAAGGCUUAGGGGAUUAGCUGCUAAAAGGCUAUUAAAAGGCUAUUAAAGGCUUAGCAGAUUAGAUAAAGGGGAAAGCGAAAAAAAUCUCAAGACUCGCAAGGUAUUUUCGUCUUGCGAAGCAAGCCCAUAGGGGAAUUCGUCCUGCGAAGCAACUUCAAAACGGAAAACCCUUUCGUCUAGCGGUUUUUCCGUCUUGCGAGGCAUUCGUCUUGCGGGGCACCACUGUACUAGGUGGAAUCGUUUAAACCUCUCCGCUCACACCAACUCCAAGUCUACAUUACAUUUUCUUUUUCGCCGCCACCACCAGCAAAUUUGAGAGGGGUCUGGGGGGAGGCAGAAAGACUUGCUUGUCACGUCAGACCCCUGGGCUAGGGAUUCGUCACCUGUGACGCACAGGAUUGCCUCCUGAGUCUGCUGUUUUUAUUGCGCGUGUGGUGGUGUUUUUCAUUUGCAGUGUCAUUUUUACAUUGUAUGUUAUUGUUGUUAAUUUGUUUGUUUUUUUAAAGUAAGCCCCUUUUAAAACUUCAUCUGAAAAAAGCAUGCCAUGUAACACAAUAAACAAGUAAGUUUCCUGGAUGAAAAUGGCGCCAAAGAUACAGCAAAAGGAAUGCCUUCUAAGAAUCUGAGGGAAGGGAGGAGCAGAGACAGAGCUAUAUGCCCUAAUCUGUCUCGUAAAGAAUUUCCCCCCCAUUUCCUCAACCCACAUUUCUCAUGUUGAAAGGACCUAUCUAUUUAUACUUAGAAGCACCUCUUACAUGUUCCUCUUUCCUAGACUCCACCUCAGAAACAUCACUGAAGUGAAGAAUAACCAGGUCAAUUUGGCUCUCGUCUGGUGACUCUGGACUAAGACUGGUGUUAUCAGUUUUACUAGCCCUGUCUCUGGUGUCUGAAGGAAAAGAAGAGCAGCCUUGCGCCUCAGAAGGCAGAUUUUCCAUUAUUCUUUGUGACCUGGGACAAAAUGGCUCCUGGUUAUCAGGCGUGAGACAGGAAAGACAUUUGGAGUCACACGAUCUGAGGGAGAUGAGGUGGUGGUGGCAGAAGAAAUUAACUCUGGGGGAAUUUGAUGCUUCCUGAGAAAGGAAACGUGUGUUUAUUUUCUGAGGGAACGUGCAAAAGUCAAUUCUCAACACGCCUUCCUAUCCUAUCAUAUAGAUGGUCAUAAAUCCUGUUUUUCUCUCAGAUAAAUUCUUCAUAAAUAACUUCCCACUGGAAAAGGGCCUUGCUUCUAUUCCUCCAGGCAAAUCAUGUUUCUGAUAUUUCCCCAAUGAUAAGCCGCACACAGGGCCCUAAAUAUAACAGCUCAGUGCAACAUUAUUAUUUCAGAAACCAUGGCAACAAGAAACCACAGACCAUCACAACUUCAUCAUGGCUGCAGCCACAAGGAAAGAGGAAGCCAUGCCUCUAUCCCACAACAUGAUUUUUUAUCUCUUCAGGAUAGGAGGAUGGUGGUGUGUCUCAUUUUGA